AUGUGGCGGUGGAUCCGGCAGCAGCUGGUAGGUGGGGCGUUGGGGUGGGGAGGGGUCUCUCCUUAGGAAAAGGGGGGUCGCUUUUGCCCCUCACUGAGGAAAGUGUGUGUAUGGGGGGGUCCUCUUCAACUUUCUUUUCUCUCUUCAUUCGCCCCCUCCCUCGUUUUUCUGAGGCGGGUGUCACACCUGGUCCCGUUCCCAUCCUUUUUUGGGGGGGGGGCUCUUCAGCUUUCUCUUCUCUCUUUCUUCGCCCCCUCCCUCUUUUUCUGAGGGGGUGUCACACCUGGUCCCGUUCCCAUCCUUUUUUGUGGGGGGGGGGUUCCCUGCAACUUUCUCUUCUCUCUUACUUCGCCCCCCUCCCUCUUUUUCUGAGGCGGGUGUCACACUUGGUCCCGUUCCCAUCCUUUUUGGGGGGGGGGCUCUUCAGCUUUCUCUUCUCUCUUUCUUCGCCCCCUCCCUCUUUUUCUGAGGGGGUGUCACACCUGGUCCCGUUCCCAUCCUUUGGGGGGGGUUUCCCCUGCAACUUUCUCUUCUCUCUUACUUCGCCCCCUCCCUCUUUUUCUGAGGCGGGUGUCACACUUGGUCCUGUUCCCGUCCUUUUUUUGGGGGGGGUGUCCUCUCCUCACUCCCUCCCCUCAAAUAAUAUACUGUAUUCUCUCUCCCCCUCCCUCCUUUAUUCUUGCCUCCAUUAGUUUCUUGCUUUCUUUCUCUCCCCGCCCCACUUGUUACUUUUCCAGUGGUGAAAGGGGGGGCUAACUCCCUUCCCCCCCCAAAAUAUCCUGCCUGCUUUCAACUUCAGCACCUGCUAAGUGGGUCCUCUUUCUGCCCACCUCACCCAUCUUUUUGCGCCCUGUUCCCUUUAAGUUUUUAGGACUAAGCCUGAAAUGGUUUUUCUUAAGGGUGCGCCAGUUUGCACAUGCAUGUGUGCUCUCUGGGGAGAUGUGGGACAUCUUGUAGCUAGCUUCCUGCUCAGUGACAAAUCUGAGUUUGCCCAGCCUAGUGUGUUUAAAAACGCUUCCUUGUGGUUUGUGACGGCUGCAUCUUCUUUUUUUCUCUUUCUGCUCGCUUUUUUCUCUUUCUGCUCGCUCUUUCUGCUCGCUGCUCGCUCCCCACAGGUGCAAUUUCCUACUUUCAAAUUUAAGCAUAUUGGUUGAGUCAGUUUAGUAGCAGUAGGUGAGGGAAACAGAUAUGAGGAAAGUUAGAUGGGGGGCCAGGUGGAGAAGGAAGUAGCCUGGGGGUACUCACAAGCCUGAAGGUGUUUGUGGGGGCAAGAUUUUUACUCUACAACGGGACCUAUAACUUUAUUUAAUAUUGAAUGUAAUAUUUUAUUUUCCAUUAUUCCUUCUAGAGAGUAGACACUUAGGAUCCCGUUGUUUCUUGAAUGAAUCAUGGGGUGAGGUCUGCAGUUCUUGGGCAGAUGAUAACAGCUUGCAAUUGCCAGCAAGUUCUGGCUUUUUAACCAAGAUAUUACGAUUCAAAAUAAUUUGUAUCUGAUCCAAGAAUGCAACUAUGAUAAAUGGCAGUGAUAUUUGCCGGGAAGUCAUUGUUGGAGCCUUUCCUGAUUGCUUGACCAGGGAUUAGGAUCACUUUUGUACAAUGGCAAAAGUUUAAGCCUAUUGGAAGUUUGUAAAUACUGUAUUUGAAUAAGAUUCUUUUGGCUGCUACAGGCUGCAAGCCAACUUCAAAAAGUUUUAGAAAGCUCUGGUACAGAGGGUCAGGACUGUUGUCUCUUGCCCAUUUCCCUCUUAGAAGAAUAAAAAUUUUAUUUAUACCCCGCCCACCUGGCUGGUUUUCCCCCACCACUCUGGGCGACUCCCAAGAGAUUAAAAACAGAAUAAAACAUCAAACAUUAAAAACUUCCCUAGACAGGGAUGCCUUCAGAACAAGAGAGAGAGAAGAUUAUCUUCUAACAGCUUCAUUUCUCAAUACUCAGGCUCUUGAAAACUGUUACAACAAAAUAAGUAAAGUAAUAAAUGUAAUUCAAAAUGCAACAACUUCCUGCUUUUUGGAACAAAGUGUUGGAUUGAUAGUAAUGACUUAAGGGGAGUUGCGUCCUAAUGCGUUACACGCCUACACAACAGUGACGUGAUAUGGUAACAGACAGUAAAUCUGCAGCUUGUUUACAAGGGAAGAAACAACUAUUGAUAUCAGCUGUCUGCUCAUAUAAGUCAUCUAGGAAGUAAACCACAACAAUGUACUUAAAUUUAUAGAACGCUAUACUAAAUGAACAGGGAUGCGGGUGGCGCUGUGGGUAAAACCUCAGCGCCCAGGACUUGCCGAUCGUCAGGUCGACGGUUCGAAUCCCCGCGGCGGGGUGCGCUACCGUUGCUCGGUCCCAGCGCCUGCCAACCUAGCAGUUCGAAAGCACCCCCGGGUGCAAGUAGAUAAAUAGGGACCGCUUACUAGCGGGAAGGUAAACGGCGUUUCCGUGUGCUGUGCUGGCUCGCCAGAUGCAGCUUGUCACGCUGGCCACGUGACCCGGAAGUGUCUUCGGACAGCGCUGGCCCCCAGCCUCUUAAGCGAGAUGGGCGCGCAACCCCAGAGUCGGACACGACUGGCCCGUACGGGCAGGGGUACCUUUACCUUUUUAUACUAAAUGAAUAAAAACGUUUCAAGUACAGUAUCUUACAUUUGCUUAGAUCCUGUUCAUUUUGCAAUUGAUUAUAUUUGCAUUUACUGCAUAGCUUAGCUUUUAUACCAUGGUUAAAGCAGCAUGUGGUGGUUUAUUUAUAAAUAUCCUAGGAAUCUUUAUAAUUGUUCUAAAAGAAUUUGAGAGAGGCAGCUUUUUGCAAACUGCCCAUAUAGUGAUGCAUUUUCAGUUGGAGCUUCAGUUUAUAUUGGUUGUCAGUCCAAUGAUACUUUAUCGCAUUGGGAUGAUACUAGGAACAAUUCUUUAUGAAAGGGUUAUUUUUGUCCCUGUGCAGUUUGCUAAUCUGUUGUCUAGGAUGGAUUCUUUUUUAUUAUACUACAGCUGUUGGGAAAGGUUUUUCAGAUUUUUUGGUUUAUCUUGGCUGCCUUAAUAUUUUAGAUAUGACUGAUACUUGGUCUUAUAUUUCACUUACAUAUAGCUGUUUUUAUUUAUGGGUUCAUCUAACUAAUAGCUUCCUAACACAACAAUCUUGAAACUAUUGUAUGUGUGUAGGGUGGCACUAGCAUGCUAUGAUAGAUCUGCCAAUGGGCUGUGAGAAAUAGCUUAAAGAGUCACGUGAGCCGAAGGCACCCAACCAGAUGCUUCUCUGUACUGUACAGUUCACUCCUCUGGCUUUUGCCUUCUUCCAAGUCAGCUGUCAUGCUCAGAACAGUGACUCUCUUAGAAAAAACAUGUGGUAGACUCCUCUAGUGUGACUCAGUUUAAGCUUUUCUGCAUCUGAGUGCAGUGUGUCUCUCAUUUUAAUUCAGAAAAGCAAACCCUGAGUUUUAAAUAAUAUUAGCUACACUGGGCACUCUCUGUGGAAAGGCAAGCAUAAAGUUGUACAUCUCAGCAGUGGGAACCCUGCUCUAAACAGGGAGCAGAGAAAUAUAAUUAUUUUUAGUUGCAUUUAAUAGUUCACAUUUUGGCCCCCUGGCCGUUAUAUUUAACUGUACUAUGUCAGUUUUAUGACCAAAAGUUUUAUGUGUGUUUGGUGGAGGGAACUUGGUUUUUAACUUUUGCCUUUUUAAAAAAACGAACAAAUCUUUGGUUGUGUAUUUUGGCCACUUGCAUAUGAACAACCAGAUAUCUUUUCCUUUUAACAUUACAAUGAGUAAUUUUUACAUGGGGCUAACUUUAUUCAUUCAUUAUUACGAUAUUACCAGAUACUACAGUGGUACCUCGGGUUAAGUACUUAAUUCGUUCUGGAGGUCCGUUCUUAACCUGAAACUGUUCUUAACCUGAAGCACCACUUUAGCUAAUGGGGCCUCCAGCUGCCGCUGCGCUGCCGGAGCACGAUUUCUGAUCUCAUCCUGAAGCAAAGUUCUUAACCCGAGGUAAUAUUUCUGGGUUAGCAGAGUCUGUAACAUGAAGCGUCUGUAACCCGAGGUACCACUGUAUAAUAAGCUAAAUGUGGUGCUGAGAGAAUGCUUUAUCUGCAAGCUCAAAAGCUGGGGGUUUUGCAUGUAAUAAAUGCAUGUUUGAUAGACUUGUUUUUUUGCAGACUUCUACCCUCAUGGGAGAGCUCCUUUUGUUGGGAUAGUCAAUUUUCUUAGCUUUCAAAUUGCAGCGCUUAUUACCUGUGAUAUCCCACAUGGCUAUUCCUUCAAAGCCAGGUUGUUCUCUUCCUCUGUUUUUGUUGUUGUUGUGGGUUGCUGCUGCUGCAGCAGCAAGGUACAUAACACUUCCUGAAUAGCAGGGAAGAAGAAUAACUCAUCAAGGUGUGGAGAUGAAUGUUCCUUGAAUAGGGAAGAGAUACCUGUCAGUAGAGACAAGGUGUGGGUAGCAUACUUGUUGAAAACACAGUGGGAAGAAUGUUUACUUGCUUGCUUUGGAUUUGAAAAAAAGGUGUAAGCUGAGCAAGAGUUGAAUUUGUGUGUUGGAAGCAGCAGUUCAUAAGGAGGAUUUAUUAAAAUUUAUUAAAAUUAGUGUUUCAGUACAAUAAGGCAGGGAAUUUAAAGUUAAAGGCAAUUAGUUCCUUUAGCCUCAUCGAACUUCAGGCAUCCCUGGGGUCCAGACUAGACCCCCCAUGGUGAACAAUUUGAUGUGAUGGAUGGGAUACUUCAUGGCAUAGGGUCUUGAAUUGUAAGAUCUGGCAUAGGGUCUUGAAUUGUAAGAUCAGUGUGCCCCGUUGAAACCAAUAGCUGUUCCACUCCUCCAGCUUGUCACAAUAGCACUUGCAAUGGCUAUAUAGGGAGCUUGUGUGUGUGCACUUGCCAAAGAUUGGCUAUCUGCAGUGCAAAGUAGAAGAGUCGGCACAGUCGAUUGUUCUGAAAUUGGAUUAAAAUCCAAGGCUUAAUGCAGUUGCCAAGAGUGUAGAAGUUAGGUCAGAUUCAGCAUGAAUAAAAUUUUGAGCAACCAUAGCAAAGAGGAAGGUUUGAUAACUUAAUUAUUUCAUUUAUUUAACCGGAUUGUUUUUGUAGCAUCCAGAUAAUACCAUUUACCUAUUUGCAUUUUCAUUCCUUGAGAAAUGGAAUGGUGGUUCUUUCCUAUUGCUCCCUUUUAAUUCUGAACUCUGAUGGUGAAUACCAUAAAAUGGAGCCAAAAUGGGGUCACUGAGAAGCCAGAAGGGAAAAAUCUGCAUUCUUGUGGGAAACCUGAUAGUUACAAAAAGUACAUUAAAAAUAUAUUAAAAAACCCAUACCCACCUUAAGAGCCCAAUGAGGACUGAGCAUGCCCAGCAAAGUACUGUGUAAUAAGCGUAUUGUAUGUUUGUUGGGGGGGAGGAGGGGAAUUGAAAAGCAGGUGGGGUGGAAUUGAAUCUCCUAGUGGAGAACAAGGUUGGUUGGAACUCUGAACAACGGAACUCCUAACAUUUGUUGCAGGUCCCACUUGUAUUAUUAUUAAUGAGAUUCCAGCUACAGAACACUUAUGAUUGGGGUGAGGAAAAUCAGGGGUCAAAAGCACCUUCCCAAGCAACUUGGAAGGAUAUAGAAUCCCAAAAUUAUUUUAUUUUCUAAGGAAAAUGGUCACUGAUUUUUGCCAGAGUGUUAUAUCAUGUACCACUGGCUUAUUAGCAUUUACUGUCUUGCAAAGAAGCCACUUCUAGUGUCUCACUGUUUCUAAUAAUUGAAAGAGUUGUUUGCUUUCAUUAUAAUGCAUAAACAUGUACGACUGUGCUGUCAGAAUGUCCAAACAGAAUAACAAUUGCACAGCUUUGCAAACAGGCACCAAGAUCUGCAAAUGCUUUGCUAUAGAGUUCGGUUAGGAAGUAGGAGUUUUUCUUUACAGUGUUCUUUUACUCCUCCUAAUUUAUAUAAUAAAGGAGAAUGAUAAUCACAAUUUAUUGUACAGCUGUUAAACGCCUACAUCUAGCACUUCUGUAUGGCAAUGAGCACUACAGUUUCUAUAUACACAGUUUAAUCUUGUGUCUAUGAUUUUUUUUAUUCUAUGUGUUCCUUUCAUAUGUUUACUGUAUAUCCUGCCUUUCUCCACCAAGUGUACAUGAGGCAUCUCACCAUAGAAAAAAGGACUGGUAUAGCAAAAUGAUAAUAUAACACUGUGGCAUGCAGUGACAGGGGCCAAGUGUACAUGGCUGCCACAACUGGGAAGGCCCCUCCUUUCUGCCCAUCCAUAACAUCUCAGAUGGCAAGGGCACACAGAGGACAGUCUCCAUAGAGGGGCAGAGUUCUCAAGCUUGUUCAUAUGCAAGGAGGUGAUUCAGAGAUGCCCUGGCCUCAGACAGUUAGUUGAUUUAAAGGUCAAAGCCAGUGCAUUAAAUCCAGUCCAGGAACAAAUUGGCUGUCAGCGCAGUUAGUAAAGGAUUGGAGUAAUAUGCUCUGAUCUCAUAGUCCCUUCCCAAACCCUGGGAACCCCAUGGGGAGCAUGUUACAGUAGUCCAACUUGGAGGAGACUAGAGAAUGAAUGAAUGAAUGACUGACUGACUGACUAAACUAAGUUUGGUUCCUGCUCAGAAGCAUGCAGCUGUCUUUCCAGAUCAACCUGAUUAGAGACAAUUCUACCCCACACCUGAGUAUCUAGGAGUACUCUGAAAUGGCAAAUCUCUUACUUUAGAGGAAAUAUAACCCCAAUCAGGACAAGUUGAACACCACUCCAGGGGUCAUCAAAUUUCCCAGUCAACAGUACCUCCAUCUCAUUUGGAUUAAGUCACCACCACCACCAAAUCUGUCUGGUCCAAAAUGGCAUUAUUCAGUUAUACAGUGAGAAAACUUUUCACAUCCUCAUGUUAUGUGUAGAAAUUUGAGAGAAAACAUCAGGAUACAAAUUUGUCACUAUAUGAGUCUAAAUCUACUUUUCGCCAGGAUUAAUCUUUGUUCUAUAAUUCUAAUCAUCAAAAAGCAGAAGUAUCUGUAGGCAUUACUUUUUCAAAAUAUUUUUGUAUUUUCAUUUAAAUUGAUUCUGUGACAGUUUACAAAAAAAAUAACGCAGUACAUAAGAGCAACGUAAUGGAAUUUUAAAAAUCUAAUAUUGUAAUGGAGAUACAGAGCUGGUACUAGAAUAAGGAAAGGAGGAAAUAAAUAAGAUGAAUUCCAGAAGUUCAAGAUCCUACAGCAGUUGUUGGAGUCAUUUCAAGUCCCAUUUCUAGCACUGAAGUAUUAGUAGAAUGGCUAGGAGUGAGCCCACUGGGUUAUUCUUGUAUUGCAAACAGACCUAGUGGUAAAAAAGAUUUUAGAUAUUGUAAAAACGUUGCUGUCACUGGGAGAAACCUUUCCGAAAGCUGAUAUGUAUGCUGUAAAUGGAAUGCUAGGCAUGGGCUUCAGGUUCUUGGUUUCACAUGCUUCCUUUGCGGUGAAUGCAGAUAAGAAAGUCUCGGCCAUAGUUCACCUUUUCCCAGUAGGAAUAAUAGUGACUUAACUGGACUAUUGUGAGGAGUACGAAGAGAUAAGGAGCGCUAUGUAAAUGAAAUUCAGUGCUGCUUAUCGGCAGUGAAGGAGCCAGUAACCUUCUCUAGCCUGAGUGAAUUUGUGGAAAGUUGCAUAACAUGCUAGGUGCAGCUAUUUGUGCAGAAAAGCCCAGCCAAAUUGGAAAGAAGCAGUUAGCAAGCCAGCUGCACUGAUUCAGUAAUAAAUACUGUGUUAAUAGACAUUGGUUUUGAAGCAUGAGCCCUGGAUAAGCUCCUGUAGUGUUGUGCGGGACGUUGGAAGCAAAGUGGUGGAGAAAGGGUGGAUUCCUCAAGGCAACCAAGUUUUAUCCAUUUUGAAAUUCUUAUAUUUCUUGAGCAGGCAUGCAUACUAACUAGUUGCUAUAACAAAAAGCAUAUUGGUUAGGAGUUAAAUUGAGCAUUUGUAUAAUCCAAGAGCGUGUUUGGAAGCGUUGUAAAUAUCCACAAAUUUGAGAACUGAAUAGAUUGCAGAGGUGUUUGGAAGGACAUGGAAUGAGUACAAAAUUUCAUCUCUAGAAGUUCUCUAGAAUACUAGUCUUCAGCUGGUGGGCCAGGAGCUUAGGACCCACUAGUGGGUUGUGGCCUGGUCCAUGCCAUUAUAUGGUAAAAGUUUAAAGUAUUGGUACCCAAAGGAAUGUUUGUCCUGGGUCUGAAGAGCUUGAUGACACCUGCUCUAUAUGAUCCUGGUGAAAUCACCUGUGCUAACUUGCUAUUCAACAAGUUCAUUAGGAAGCCCAGUAUAAAAACAACCUGCAAUUCAUUGUGUCAUUCAAGAGUACUUCAUGUCUGUUUCUUUAUGGGUGUUUCCAUAGAAAAGCAGCCUUUAAUUUUAAAUGUGUAUGAGGAAGAGAGGGUUUUCGUGUUCUAAGGAUUUAGUCUUAAUGUGGUUUAAGUAAGGCUUAGUCUUAUUGAAAUCUCAUAUUACUAUUAUUAUUAUUAUUAUUAUUUUAAAAAUGAACUUUAUUUCACCCCGGGUGGAGAGAGCCUGGCUCAUCCCUGGCUGUUGAUUGGGCAUCUGCUUUAGUUCUCCAGCUUUCCUUAAGCUUAAGGCAAAGCUAGGAAAAUAGCUGCCUCCAUGCAGCCUGGAGAAUGGGGCUCAUCCACACUUCCCUUUGCUCUGCAUUUCUAGGCACAUGUCUGAGCUUUCCAGGUCUGGUGGUGGUGGUUUGCACUGGCUCUUUCCCCACGAAAACCCAUUCUUUACCACUGAAUUGGAGCAAACAGCAAUCUGCAGAAAACCUGAAUUUGACUUUUGCUCCAAUUCAGCAGUAAAGAGUGGGUUUUCGUGUGGAAAGUGGUAAGCAGUGGGACAAAAAAAUCAAAACCGAAAGUGCUCAGAUACUGACCAGGAGAGUGCAGAUCUGGGCUUAGAAAGCACAAGGCAAAAGGUAAGUGCAGAUGAGCCCUGAGCCAGGUGUUGAACUGAAUUAAACACAGGAGAUCACAGGUUGCAGCUGUUAAAAGUAGCCUGAAGGAGACAAAACUUGCUGCACUUUCAAGGGAAAGCAUUUAGAAGCACUUACGUCUGAGCAUCCCCUGAAGCUUGAUUUAACUUAACCUAACCGAAGGCAUCUCUGAGUCUGAAAGAAGGGUGGAUUUUUAAACUGCUAUUGAGCUUCCUUUUGAAACAACUAGCUAGUUCCUGAUAAUGUGCAGUAAUCCUAAUAGGUCAGCCUUUCUGCUGGGGAUUCUGGCAUUGUUACAUCAUUUAUGUGGAACAGAUGGUGAGGGUUCUGGCGGCGACAGUGGCUGAAUAAAGGAUAUCCCUGGCUUGGCUCCAUGAAUUCUCAGUGGUCUGUGGUCCCUUGAGCUUCACAAUAACAUGUAAUUGGAGCAUCACAUAAAGCUAGAGUCAUUUGAGAAUCAGUCUGGUUUAUAACAACACCUGAAACGUAUUGCCGUGCUUCACACUCAUCCUGUACUGAGUUGACUCUGUGUGUAUAAGAACAAGUGUCUUCAUUUGUGUCAUGAAAGAUGGAGAAGCUGUUUUUCCCCUCUGAUAUUGCGCACAAGCAUUGCCUUUGCUGUAGUCAUUUUACAGAUGUUCCAUUCAUAAAUCUCUUCUCAUUUUACUUGUCCUUUUGUUAUUGGUCCCAGCUACUGCUGUUGUCUUUCUCCCUGAAGCGGACACUCUGUUCUAUAAACAUUUAGCUUGCCUUUCGUUGGCUUCCUGUUUAAUGUAAAAACUCCCCUUUAAAAAAGCAGUAAGGUAAAAGGUAAAGGACCCCUGGACGGUUAAGUCCAGUCAAAGCUGACUAUGGGGUUGCAGCGCUCAUCUCGCUUCAGGCCAAGGGAGCCGGCAUUUGUCCACAGAAAGCUUUCUGGGUCAUGUGGCCAGCAUGACUAUGCCGCUUCUGGCGCAAUGGAACACUGUGAUGGAAGCCGGAGCACAUGGAAACACUGUUUACCUUCCCACCACACAGUAGUAAUGUGCAGGUCAGAUAUUUCUGCUUGUUCCACAAUACUAGGCAUACAUUUGGAAAAUAAAUUUAUAAAGUAAGCAUCACUUAGGCUGCAUCUGGGAACAGAUACAGCUGAGAAUUUUCCAAGUAUUAUUUGUCAGCCAGCUGCUUUUCUGCACUCAAACCUCUUUUGUGUGCCAAUUUUCAAUAUAGCCAACUUGUUAUUUGUAUCUUUCGCCAUGCUGGCACAAACAACUGCGCAGCAUCCUCUUUGCAGGGGUGAGUUGGCAGUGCAUAUGGAUAUGCAGAGAUUACCGCAAAUGUUCCUUAAAAAGUUACUUUUAUUAAUUAUUUAAUGAAUAAAUUGUUUCCCAUGAGGCAUCCUGAAGUAAAAACAUACAGUUGGGAAGUCAUGUUGGUCUGACGCAGUAGAAAUAUAUAUAAAAAUAAUAACAACAAAAAAAUAAAAAAUUGUCCAGUAGCACCUUAGAGACCAACUAAGUUUGUUCUUGGUAUGAGCUUUCGUAUGCAUGCACACUUCUUUAUAUACCAUUAUACACACACACACACACACACACACACAGAGAGAGAGAGAGAGAGAGAGAAAAUACUUAAAUAUAUGAAAGCAGCUAAAACACCUGCAUGUUUAAAUGCAGUUCAUAUAUAACCAGUAUGAAAAACACUAAGUGUGCACACACACAAUGUGAAAAUAACUUAAAAUUCAAUAUAGAUAUCAACUUGUUUAUCCCACAUCUUCAUGAAAAUUAGUUUGACUGAGAGAGAGUGCUACAUUUGAAAGGGAUGUUCACAAUGUCUAUGUAUGGUACCUGCAAAAUUCCCCCAUUGGUGAUGAUUUAUUUAUCGUGUAUAUUUUAAAAAAAUUCUUAGAUGUUUUUCAUUAAAAGAUUCAACACAGCAUAUAUAUACAGUUUAAAACUUAACAAAUAAAAAUGCAACCAGACAAAAAAAAAUCAAAAGCUAGGAACAAUAUAAAACAAUUCCAAAGAUCAUCUAUGUUCUGAAAUCAUCUAUGUUCUGAAAUCAUCUAUGUUCUGAAAUGUCUGGGCAAAUAGGAAGGCUUUCAGAUACCUUUACUAGCAAAUUUGCUGGGAAAAUCUGAAGUCUCCCAUAUUAAAUACCUUUAGGUCAAAUGAUAAUAAACUGACCAUGGCAAAGUUUCUUUCGGAGGUCGCAAUAAACAAAGAUCAUCAUGCUCUAGACAUAACAAAAUGACUACCUUGGUCUCUUUUGCCUGAUGUUUGGUUGUUUUAACUGUAUCUUGUUUGGAAACUGUUUUGUGGGUCUAUGGACCGCUAUAAAGGUAUUUGAUUUGAUCCCUGUCCAGCUUCUAUAGCCUAGAUUAUUUACAAUGGUAUUUUGAAUCUUUCACUAUAUGAAUGCAACUUUGCAAAUGAACUAUUGAGUAGGCCCAGUUCUCUCCAUGGGACUUAACUAUUCCAUCUAGGAUUUGUGAAAGUGUCUCCUGAAUCUUUUGGAAACUUCCAUAUUCAUAGAGCUUCCACUUGCAAUAUGAAUUUUGUCAGCCAGUGCUGUCCAGUGCUACACACUUGGGAGUGUAGGAAUAUUUCUCGGGAACAUCUGCAUAAGAGUAAUUUCCAAGAUCCUGUGCUGCCUACCCUGCCCCAUCUGUAUGCUUGUGUGUGAGGUGAUAUGCCAGCGCGUCUUGCCAAGUGCACGGUUUACAUUUUUUAUCAAUUCAAUUGAAGGACAAAGUGUUCACCUCAAGCAGUGUGAAAUCAAAGAGUCUUGUGGGCCGCAGACAAUUACUGCUUAAACUUCCCCCCAAAAUGUGUCUUUCUUUUUAAACAUGGCCCAACACAUUUGUAAGGUCAGUUCAGGGUGUGAGUGAAUAUUAUGGAAUCAUAACUGUUUAAGGUGGAGCAAAGCUUAAAGAUCAGUGCUUAUCUUUGUUAGUUACGGAAUUGUUUUCUUUUGUAUCACAGUUAACUAUGGACUGGUGGUGGCUCUGAUCCAGGGAUGUUUGCACUAAUGGGGCUCCCGUGGUGUGGAUCAUUUUAGAAUCAUAGAGUUGGAAGAGACCACAAGGGCCAUCGAGUCCAACCCCCUGCCAAGCAGGAAACACCAUCAGAGCACUCCUUACAUAUGGUUGUCAAGCCUCUGCUUAAAGACCUCCAAAGAAGGAGACUCCACCACACUCCUUGGCAUUUUGCUAUAGGCAUUCAAAGUUCAGACAGACAGACAGACAGACAGAUAGAUAGACAGAUUUCAAUAUAUAACAAUUACAAAAAAGAGAAAAAAGAAUACUAAAACAAAAUCCCAACUCUUUCUCUCCCCCCGCCCCGGGACAUAAUAAGUUCAGUAAACUUGUUCUCUGUGGGUGGGCUUUACUUUCCCCUCUUCACAAGAUAAAAAUUUGUAAUAAAAGCUGACAAUAUUGACUGACUUUAGGGGAACUACAUGUACCUGCUUCUCAGGGUUCAAAAUUAGCAGGGCACCAGGCGCAUUUUGCAUCUAAAGAUUCUCGCAUUUGCGAGCACCUCAAAAAGUCUGUGUGCCAUUUUUUGUGCCUGGCUGACACUCAAAGAUUACUGAAAUGCAUGCACUUUGAAGCCUUGAAGUAUAUGUUAAGGAUAGACAAUAUGUUAAGGAGUUUAACAAUAAAGAGUAGAAUGUUUUGAAAGCAAGUAUGGUAGCAAUAUUUUUAUUGUAAACACCAAAUUAAACAUGUAUUAACAAUUUCUGCUAAACAUGUGAUAUUAACAAUGUGUCACUUAUGCGAAUUGUGUAUUAAUUCAUGCUUAUCAAAAUAAGAAAUAAAAAGUGUUGCUGACGCGUCCACCCCCCCCAGGGCAACUAGACAUUCUGUUUUGGCGCCUGAUACCAGGUCCCAGAGUGGCGCUGUGGGUUAAACCACAGAGCCUAGGACUUGCCAAUCAGAAGGUCGGCGGUUCAAAUCCCCGCGAUGGGGUGAGCUCCCGUUGCUCAGUCCCUGCUCCUGCCAACCUAGCAAUUCAAAAGCACGUCAAAGUGCAAGUAGAUAAAUGGGGACUGCUCCGGCGGGAAGGUAAACGGCGUUUCCGUGUGCUGUUCUGGUUCGCCAGAAGCGGCUUAGUCAUGCUGGCCACAUGAUCCGGAAGCUGUCUGCGGACAAACGCCAGCUCCCUCGGCCUAUAAAGCGAGAUGAGCGCCACAACCCCAGAGUCGGUUACGACUGGACCUAAUGGUUAGGGGUCCCUUUACCUUUACCUUUACCAGGUCCCAGAAGCCAUUUAACUCCUAGCUUUUCUAUCCCAGUUUCUAACACUGUUGUGCUUCUACUUGUACACUAUUCUCAGUGGACAUACCGUAUUUUUCGUUCUAUAGGACGCACCGGCCCAUAGGACGCACCUCGUUUUUUGGGGGGGGAAAUGAAUAAAAAAAAUUAUCCCCCCCCCCCCGCGGCUGCCGCCCCAAGCCUCGCGUGCUUCGGGCUGCAGGCUACCGCCCCAAGCCUCGCGCGCUCGGCGGGACCUCCCACCGGGCGCGCGAGGCUUGCAGACACUCGCCCGAAGCACGGGAGCCCUCCGGAGGGCUCCCGUGCUUCGGGCGACAAGCUGCCGCCCCAAGCCUUGCGCGCUGGGCGGGACCUCCUGCCGGGCGCGCAAGGCUUGCAGACACUCGCCCGAAGCACGGGGAGCCGUCCGGAGGGCUCCCCGUGCUCGGGCGACAAGCUGCAGCCCCAAGCCUCGCGCGCUGGGCGGGACCUCCUGCCGGGCGCGCAAGGCUUGCAGACACUCGCCCGAGCACGGGAGCCCUCCGGAGGGCUCCCGUGCUCGGGCGACUAGCUGCAGCCCCAAGCCUCGCGCGCUGGGCGGGACCUCCUGCCGGGCGCGCAAGGCUUGCAGACACUCGCCCGAAGCACGGGGAGCCCUCCGGAGGGCUCCCGUGCUUCGGGCGACAAGCUGCAGCCCCAAGCCUCGCGCGCUGGGCGGGACCUCCUGCCGGGCGCGCAAGGCUUGCAGACACUCGCCCGAGCACGGGGAGCCCUCCGGAGGGCUCCCGUGCUCGGGCGACAAGCUGCAGCCCCAAGCCUUGCGCGCUGGGCGGGACCUCCUGCCGGGCGCGCAAGGCUUGCAGACACUCGCCCGAGCACGGGAGCCCUCCGGAGGGCUCCCGUGCUUCGGGCGACAAGCUGCAGCCCCAAGCCUCGCGCGCUGGGCGGGACCUCCUGUCGGGCGCGCAAGGCUUGCAGACACUCGCCCGAAGCACGGGGAGCCCUCCGGAGGGCUCCCCGUGCUUCGGGCGACAAGCUGCAGCCCCAAGCCUUGCGCGCUGGGCGGGACCUCCUGCCGGGCGCGCAAGGCUUGCGGACACUCGCCGGGGCUGCAGGCUGCUGCCUGCAAGCCUUGUAAGCCCGCGGGAACUCCCACCGGGCUUGCAAGGCUGGCGGAUAGCUUCGUGAAGCCUGGAGUGGGAGUGGGGUCGGGGCGCACCGAUGCCUCGCGCUCUCCAGGCUUCAGCGAAAGCCUGCAUUCGCUCCAUAGGACGCACACACAUUUCCCCUUCAUUUUUGGAGGGGAAAAAGUGCGUCCUAUGGAGCGAAAAAUACGGUACACUGUCCUUGUGCACUGGGCAGCUCAUACACUGUUCCUUGAUGGAUUUCCAUGUAGACAUCCGUCAGGGAUUAUUUAACUGUGAUUGCUACAUUGCUGAGGAUUGGACUUGGGGUCACUUCCAUCGCUACAGUUCUAUGUACCAAAUCUUUAUUGAACGUGAACUACGUAUCUCUUUGAGGGGAUUGUAAUAAUAUUUAAAUUGGAAAACCACCUUGGGAGCUUUGGCAAAAAAGCAGUAUAUAAAUGCAAUAAAUAAUCAUAAACUACACACUUUUCACAUGCUACAAUAUUGAUUUUAUCUAGUUCUCUCAAGUAGUGGAAGCACUCCUGGUUCUAUUCUUGUUAGCAGUUCUGCAGCUUUACUAUCCUGUUUACGAACACAUCUCUUCAAUCAAUAAGGGUUAGGACUAUAAUUAAAAUGAAACCAGAGGGUGUGAGAGCUCUUAGCAAGAAACUGAAUGUUGCUGAAAAAUGCUUUGGAAGGUUUCUAGUAAGUUAACAAUAAAACAUCCUUUGUUCCACUCCUUGAUUGUGCUUGCAGUUAGAAAUUGUGUUUGCUAACCUUUUAUCUCUGUUUUGGCUGGGAGAAGGAUGCUGACCCCACAAGCCUGGAGGAGGAAUAGAAUUGCUUUUUUAAAAAAAGUUCAUUUAAAAGCAUAGCAUCUUGUCUGUAGCGUUCAGUAGUUACUUCAUUGACCUGAUUUUCAAUGGUCCCCUGUAGCUUAUGGCCCAGCACUCACAACUCCUUCUAACCCUCCUUCUAUAGCCAUGCCUUUUAGGAAAAAAAGCACAAGAGCCAUUUAAUUGCUUGCAUGAAAGUUUUGAGAGCCAGCAAAUAUCAGUAGCUGGAUUUGAUCUGACAAAGCACUUCCUGAAACACAAGGUCAUCUCUGCCUGGCAGAAUGCAGGUGGCACGAUUGCAGCUAAGCUCUAUUUUAUGUAAAUGUCUCCUUCCCUGUGAAAAGAUUUUGGAGAGAAACAAUUUAGUAAAUGAAAUGCGUUUAUGCUUGAAAAAGGAAUGGAAGCAUGAAUCCCAGUCUAAACCUAAUUAAAACCCACAGCCUUGUCAGAUUUUUGAAAUGCAGCAAUUCAGCGAGAGCUUUCUAGAUUAUAGAACUUUAUUAUAGAACUAUAUUACAGAACUUUCUAUAUUACAGAAUUCGGGGGCUCUGAGGAGGAUUUAUGUGCCAUCAGUGGCAACGUUUUCAUGCUGAAACUUAGGAAACUGGGAACGGCUCUCGUUUACUUUAUGGCUUGGAAACUGAAAUAUUAAACACUGCAGUUUUUAUGCAGAAGCAUUGCUGUAGAGUAAGCAUCAGGCUGCAGUGAACUGACUGCCCUGCUUAAAAGAAUGGAAAAACUUACGUUCUGGGAGCCAGUGUUGGUAUAGCAGAGUGUAACUGUGCCUCAGCCUCACCUACAUCACAGGGUGGCUGUGAGGAUAAAUUGAGGAGGGGAGACCGUCUACACUGCCUUGAGAUCCUUAGAGGAUAUGAGGGAGCUGAAUUUAAUAAGUAAUGUUCAAAAAUAUGCCUCUGUUAGAUAAGAGCCAGAGGACAUUUUUGUCACUUGAUGGCUUGUUUACAUGAAACAUUUUGUCAUGGAGUCUGUUCGUAAUGCGAACAAGCUCCCAACAAUUAGUCUCUGUCUUGUAAUUAACAUGCAAAAUACAUCAGGGAAAGGGUUUGGUUAUGAUUAGUUGUAGCCAAUUGAGCUACUUAGAGUAGACCUAUUAAAAUCAGUGGGUGAAUAAUUUAAGUGCAUUGAUUUCAGUGGGGAGCGUACUUGGCUAUAACCUGAUCUACCUAUGGAUGGCAAGCAUCCUUGUCUUUGUACUAGUAAAUGAGAUGUAAACAGUUUUCUUUUAAUAAUACCUUUUAUUUAUUGCUACUGUUUAUUAACAAGAGAGAGGGGGUGUUUUGCUUUUGUUUUUGGAAAAUACAGCAGCUGAGAGAAGAAAAUGGCAUUCCGUGAUCUUGAACAAACCUCUUCAGAGACAACUUGCAUUGCUUCUUCAUAACUUGAUUUACCUUUGAGGUUGUCUUACUUCCUCUUAGCUGAUCAUGUGUUCUAGUUUCGUCUACUACAAGCAUAGGCAAACUCGGCCCUCCAGAUGUUUUGGGACUACAAUUCCCACCAUUCAUGACCACUGGUCCUGUUAGCUAGGGAUGAUGGGAGUUGUAGUCCCAAAACAUCUGGAGGGCCGAGUUUGCCUAUGCCUGGUCUACUAGGUCACAGCAUGUGUGAGCUGAUGUAAGAUAUGGGAGAAAUUAUCUUAAUAAUGAACAGUUCAGGGGACAAUAAUUGCUUCUGAGUGUAAGAACCUCACUAAACUGGCCUUCAUGUACUUGGUGUUCUCUAUUAUUUCAGACUGCAGCAACCAUCAGCCUCAGUCACAUGGUAGGAAAGAUGGAAAUUGUGCUCUCCAAAUGCUCUGGAGAAGGCUGAUUGAAACUGAGCAGUUGAAGCCUCUUCGUAGCAAUUUCCCACAUCAGGAAAGUCCAGUUCCAAGUCUUUCUAACUAGGAGCAGUUGGCCAUGGCCUUCAGUUGAAAAAUUUGACAACAAACGUUUUAUCUACACAGGACCAAAUACCAGCCAUUGAAUUAGUGUAUUUGGAGAGGAAAAUAUAGCAGGAAAAAGAACUUUGCAAAAUUCUUGUGCACCGGCAGUUUUUUUAAAAAUCUCAAACUCAUUGCCACUGACUCAUUCUUACAUAAUAAAACAGCUAGUAAUGGACUUACCCCAUCCAGUUAAGAUAAUAACAUGGUAUUUUGCCAGUGCUGUGUGGAACAUUGGCAAAGAAUUUUGCAUCUUAAGUAAUUUUGACUGAAAAGAUAGUUUCCAACUUUUUUCAGGUCCGCCCUGCCUAAUAACUUGCCAGUGUUGCAACUACAAUUUGUUUAAUAACUGCUGAGUUGUAUAGGAUACUCAGAAAAGGUAUAAAAUCUUCUAAUUCCCAAAUCUGGCUCAUAAAACCAUAGGCCCAAGGGAUCUUCAGUUCAUUUUGCCCCAUAACAAACAUCUUUGAAGCCCAGGGGAGUUUUAAAAGAGAGUUUAUUGUUUAUAAAGGCUUUAAACUGCUUUUAAUAUAUAAAAAUCUCAGAAUUUUGUUAAAAAGAAAGCCACUGGUCACAGUCAAUUCCUUGGUCAUGGCACAAAAUCACUUUUUGGACCCAGACCAUAGUUUGGCACCACACACAUUUAUCUUUCAGGUCAGAUGGUUUUAAUUCUCUGUUGACCUUCAGUUGCACAUGUUACUCUACUUCUUGUCCUUUAUACGUCAUUUUGAUUGCAAGUAGUGUUUUUUUUCUGUUCUCUGUAUUGAUGAGUUUUCUUGCUCUAUUUUGGCUUUAUAAUGCUUACUAGGGAAUGGGAUGAACCAUUAGAGGAAAUUUUGUUUAAUGGUCAGAUGCUUCAGACUUAGUGAUGUUGGCCCACAGUUAAACCUGUAUUUACAAGUGAGUUCUAAAUGUUUUCUGUCUCUACUUCUGUAGACUUUUUAUUUUUAUUUUUUUUAAAAUAAUUUUUAUUAAGGUUUUAAACAAAGAAAAAAGAAAAACAACACACACAAAGAACAAUAACAAUAAAAACACAAAACAUAACAAUUAAAAACAAACUCUCUUUUCCAUUUCCAAUUUUAAAUUACUUAUUUUCUGGACUUCCUCAUACCUCCCUCUUUUGUAUUCCAAUCCACAUUAUUUAUCCAGCAGUUUCUUUUCCACUUUUUUAAUCCCAAUCUUUAAUUUAAUAAAAUAUUAAAAUAUAUAACUUCACUUUUUUAAACCUAAUCCUUACUCUUAAUGUCAUAUAACUUUAAAUUUUUCCCUUUUAUUAUCAAAUUUCCAUUUCUUUGAACAUCUUUAAUCUUAAUCUUUAAUCUUAAUCUAUCCUUAUCUUUAACCUAUACAGCUGGAAACCACUUAUUUUCAAUCCAACAUCACUCUAACAUUCCUUAAUUUUGCAGUGUUUCUGAAGAUAGUCUUUGAAUUUCUUCCAGUCUUCCUCCAUCGACUCUUCUCCCUGGUCACAGAUUCUGCCAGUCAUUUCCGCCAAUUCCAUGUAGUCCAUAAGUUUCAUCUGCCAUUCCUCCAGCGUGGGAAGUUCUUGUGUCUUCCAAUACUUUGCGAUGAGUAUUCUUGCUGCUGUUGUUGCAUACAUAAAGAAAGUUCUAUCCUUUUUAACACCAUUUGGCCCACUAUGCCCAGGAGAAAGGCCUCUGGUUUCUUGGGAAAGGUAUACUUAAAUACCUUUUUUAAUUCAUUAUAUAUCAUUUCCCAGAAAACCUUAAUCUUUGGGCACGUCCACCAAAGGUGAAAAAAUGUACCUUCAGUUUCUUUACAUUUCCAACAUUUAUUAUCGGGCAAGUGAUAAAUUUUCGCAAGCUUGACUGGGGUUAUGUACCACCUGUAUAUCAUUUUCAUAAUAUUCUCUCUUAAGGCAUUACAUGCCGUAAAUUUCAUACCAGUGGUCCAUAACUGUUCCCAGUCAGCAAACAUAAUGUUGUGUCCUACGUCCUGUGCCCAUUUAAUCAUAGCCGAUUUUACCGUUUCAUCUUGAGUAUUCCAUUUCAGCAGCAAGUUAUACAUUCUUGACAGAUUCUUAGUAUUGGGUUCUAACAAUUCUGUUUCUAAUUUCGAUUUUUCCACCUGGAAGCCAAUUUUCCUGUCUAAUUUAAAUGCCUCCAUUAUUUGAUAAUAAUGAAGCCAGUCUCGCACUUUGUUUUUUAAUUUUUCAAAGCUCUGCAAUUUCAGUCUAUCUCCAUCUUGUUCCAAAAUUUUCCAAUAUACUUCUGUAGACUUUUUAGAAAGGGGUAUAGCCUUUGGUAUAAUACCUCUUGAAAUGAUGGAUAGCUGGUGUGUUUGCUUUCCAGUCUGAAAUGCCCAUCAGUGAAAGGAAGUCCUACCCCUUUAAGCUAAUUUGAGGAGAAUCCCCUAGCCUGGAAGUACUGAACCCAAAUUUGUGCAGAAGUUCUAUAUAGUAAUGCAUGCAGGUUGAUGCCAGUGCAUAAUCACUUACUUUUUCAGCCUCUCAGUCUUGAUAAAGGCUGGGGGUGGGGAACCUUUUUCAGUCAUAAGGGGCACUUUCCCUGAUGGGAAGAUUGGUGGUGGUGUGGGGGGCUACAGGCUAAAGUGAGCAAGAUAAUAGGGGUGACCUUCACCUUCGUCCAGUAGGCUACACAAAAGCCAGCGGUUUCCCCAUACACACUUCAUCCACCCAAACAUGAGACAUUAUCACUGUUCAAGGACACAUCCCAGCCAGAGAAAGUCAUGUGUGGUGGCAUCUGCAGUGGAAAACUGCAGGAGAGGGGCUGUAGGCUUUGAACCCCACUUUGCAGCCCCACCUGCCACUCUUCUACCAGCUGGGGCUCCAGACCCAGUUUCCAUCCUUGAAAGAGAAGUCGUGUUUUCCAGAUGUAGUUGGAUUCCAGCUCCCAUCAGCUCAACCCAGUAUGGCCAAUGGCCAAGGAUAAUGGGAGUUGUAGUCCAGCUUGAUCCUCAAUUUAGAAAGCGCCUUUGCCAGUUUGUGCCUUUUCAAAGCAGCCAAGGCUGAAAUUGGGAAGGAAAUUGCAUGGUAGCAAUGGGGCCUGAGGUGGAAUCCUGAACUCUGGAACAGGGCUGGAGAAGUAUAGCUUCUUCUUGCUCACUUGGCAGUAGUCUGGUCUUAGCAGCUGAGGUUCAGGAAGGGAAAUUGAGUGAGACAGGAUGUGAAACAGGUUGUGAAAUGCAGUCUUCUCUCUCCCUGCACCAUCACCAGCUCUCAGUGGGAAAGGCUGGGCAGGAUAAGGGAAGUAUUUGGUCCACUGUCGGAUUGUGACUGUGCAGCUCUAAAAGGUAGGCUGGUCUUCACUUGCAGGUCCAGUGGGAGGAGUCGUCCUGGCUCCAUGCUUCAGGGAAAGUCAGAAAUAGUGAGAUUCCAAAGCUUAGCAGGAAGUGAGAGAAUGUCCUCACAUUCCUCUAAAUCAGGCAUAUGCAAACUCGGCCCUCCAGAUGUUUUGGGACUACAACUCCCAUCAUCCUUAGCUAACAGGACCAGUGGUCAGGGAUGAUGGGAGUUGUAGUCCCAAAACAUCUAGAGCAGUGUUCCCCAAUCCUGGGCCUCCAGCUGUUUUUGGACUACAAUUCCCAUCAUCCUUGACCACUGGUCUUGCUAGCGAGGGAUGAUGGGAGUUGUAGUCCAAAAACAGCUGGAGGCCCAAGGUUGGGGAACACUGAUCUAGAGGGCCAAGUUUGCCUGUGCCUGCCCUAAAUUCUCUGACUCUUGCCACUUGAGAGUGUGUUCCAGCAAAGUGAGAUGCCAGUCCCACAGGUUUCUCUGUACAAGUCAGAGGACAUGGGGAAGAGGAGGAGGUAGUCUUCACAUCCCUGGUCAGUAGCUAGUUCUGCUGCAUGGCCAAGUGCCUGUAUUUCCUUCCUCUCUGUAGGGUGAGGAGAUAUGUGCUUAGUUUUGCGUUCAUGAGCAAUGGCUGGGAGAGGCAAAGGGUGGGGUGGGUGCUCUUCUGCUGCUGUCUUUCUCUCUCUCCCUCCCUCCUUCCCUCCCCCACUUCUCAGAGUGUGAAAUCCGGGCAACGGAUGUGUGGGUCUCCUAUUCGGUGACUAACUCUUGUGGGUUUUGCUCUGUAUCAAACCUUUGCCACCUCACUUGCUACUUUUAGGAUCUACUACCUCACUUGCUACUUCCUGUACAAAUGUCUUCUGCCUUUUGGUAUCUGUUUCCACUUCGCUUUGAUGUAUUCAUUCUGCACCAUCACCCCAGUUCCUUCUUUUUAUGUGCUCUGGCAGAAAACCAGUAAUUUCCCCUUAACUUGCACUACCUGCAGGUGCUAAUUUCUUCUGACACUUGUAUACUUUUUGACACUUGCCUAAAUUCAUACUUGUUUUGAUGGCUAUUGUCCAAAACUCUUGGGAAACACUACAAAGGUUAAAAUAAUACCAUUAAUCAAUGUAUUUAAAUUAUAUUAAAGAGCAUUUCAGGAAUGAAUAGCAGAUGUUCCUUCUUUCUACCAUAUGUUGAAUUCAGCAGAGGUUUUUUAAUUGUGGAAAGUAAUUGUUUAAACUGUUGGGGAUUUCUAUAGCAGUAAACAUAAUCUUUGGGUUAGAUGUUGAAUGCUAGUUCCAGUGCAUGCUUAUCACUGAGGUCAACUGGUUGUCCUUGGGCAAGGAAUCAUUUGGUGGUAUUAGAUUAGCUCUAUUGAAGAUAGUGCCAUAACAUAGUUAGGAUCAUUAAUUUCAAUGGAUCUGCUCUGAGUAAAACUUAGCUGAGUACCACCCACUAUCGUCUGAGGAUAAAAUCCAGGCUUACUUGAUAUCAAGUAUUGUAAAUGCUGUAGAAAUUAUUUGUGGAUAUAAGUGGAAUCACUUUUCUUCUUUCAGGGUUUUGACCCACCACAUCAGAGUGAUAACCGAACUAUUUAUAUAGCCAAUCGUUUUCCUCAGCAUGGUCAUUAUGUUCCUCAGAAGUUUGCAGAAAACAGAAUAAUCUCCUCUAAGGUAAGGGAAACCUUUACCUACCUGAAUUUUUGCUUUGUCCCGCAUGCUGGAUAAAGGUAGGUUUUGACUUUGUCUAUCCAGGUAGUGUUAGAAUACAAAAAAUAACCAACCAGCAGCCCAACUCAAAAACAUAUGUCCAAAAGCUCAGAUUUCGUACCAGCAAUAAUAUGUACCUGCAUAUUUGUGUAUUUUCACAUUGUUUCACAGACUGCAUUGAUUGUAGCACACUUAACUUCCGAAUGCCUUGUUUUCCUGUAAAGUCUAAAACUGCUGUUACAGCAUUAUCAAAUAAUGCAAAACCGUUCAUCCACCUGCUGAAUAUGCGUUGACGUCUCCAUUAGUAUCAUGUACAAGAAAAUCAUUGGGUUGGUCCUAAUUCUGAGUUUUGGGGCAUGGUUUGACAUACACCAGCACAUCUAGGGUGUGAGGAUGAUUAAGUAGGAAAUGUUUACAAAGCAAUCCCGCAUAGAGAUCGGGGCUUCUUUAAAAUUAAUACUUAAUGUAUGAUUGACCUUUCCAAUUAAUCCAUUAAACCAAAGUACAGUAUAUUCCCCAAACUGCCUAUUCUUGGUCAGUACACUGAUUUUCUGCUCACUGCUUAAAAGAGAAUUUGUUAGGGACCGUGUCUGUGUCCAUAAAAGAAUAAGAAGUUAAACUCCCCCCAGUGCUGGCCAGAUGUCAUGACAGCGGAUGCUGAAAAAGAAUAGCAGAGUGUGAAUGGCUAUUAGCACAAUAUUUUGGUGAAACUUGGCUGGUGAUAAAUCUGAGUGGAAUUUAAAUGAAUGGUGCUGGCGGCAACCGUAGAUUCUACAGGGUAGGUUUCUAAAACUCGCUGUCAGUUUAUUCUUUUAGAUAACUUUUUAGAAAUGAGAACGCUGCAAAGGCUAAAAGAAUGUUGGGAAUGGGACCUUAUGCUUUGCAAUACGAAAAUAGGCAAUAGUUGCAACAGGCAACGCUGCAUGGACAAAAUUAUGGAGUAAGAAGUCAGUGCAUUCUGUGUCAAUGUAAGGAAAGCAAGCAAUGCAUAAAAACAUUUUCUGUUGGCACUUCAUGCCUAUUAAAUUGCCUUCCACCUCACCAUCAUUUUCUCAGAGGUACUGGAGAUGUAGUAUCUCCAGUUCCCACUCUGUGUAUUAUAUUGUGUAUAUGUGUUUUGUAAGGGGGGGGGGGGAAUUAACUGGUUAUUUACAGGUUACAGCAAGACUGCCCAUCACAUGCAUUUGGAAAUAAUAGGGAAAAGCCACGAUGUAAACUUGGUAUGAUAAAGUCUGGUUGCUGGCCAUGUCUGAAAAGCUAACCCCAAAAGUUCAAUUCUAUAGAGGAUUGUAUAAAAAAUAAAAAAGGCAUUUUAUCCAGUCCAGUUUGACUUCGUAAAACGUAUAAACAAUCAAAGUGACUAAUGUAUUCAAAGUCAGAGAGGUCAAACAAUUUUAUGGCCAUUUUGUGGGGGGAAAGUACAUUUAUAAUGCAUUGGUGUAAGUUCAGAAACAUGUAAAUCCCUUAUUAGGUAUAAUAUAAUCUACCGUAUUUUUCCAUGUAUAAGACGCACCACAUGUGAUGUCAAGUGUGGGGAAGGUGACUGUGAUUUGGGGGAAAUGAUUUUAUGGUCCAAAGUAGAAUCCAAACCAGGCCAAAUUAGGUCUCUGAACUGGAGGUUGCCAUCCCUCUGCCAGAUUUUAGGUGGUCAAAGGUGAACUUGGAAAAUAAGUUUUUCAGUCACUAAUUGCUAUCUCUCAAGUCUUUCCCUUGGUGUGGUGUUAAACUAAUGGUAAAAAAAUUUUUGACAUGAGAUUUUGGGAAGACGGUUAUCUUAUUUUAGAUCCACUUAAUAAAUUUCUUGGGGAAACUCCCUAAUAUUUAAAGCUGGAAAUUGUUUUAUCUUCUGCAGUGUGGCUUGUGACUCUGCUUGUAACUGUUGAUAUUUCUUUCUCUUACAGUAUACUGUAUGGAAUUUUGUUCCCAAAAAUUUAUUUGAGCAGUUCAGAAGGGUAGCCAACUUUUAUUUUCUUAUUAUAUUUUUGGUUCAGGUAAGUAAUUUAUAUUCCGCUUAAUACCAAAAUAAGCUUUAAGUAAUUUAUAGGCUUCUAAGUGAUUGGAUAAUCUAGCGUUGCUUUAGGAUAUAUAACAGAUGUGGACUCUCACAUACGGGAAUUGAUUGUUAUGGUUGUUGAUUGUUGAAUAUAAGGAUGCUAGUGUAUGAGGGUUUGGUUUAGUAACUCUUAAUGCAUAGAAUUAAGCCUUGACAUUUUGCAAAUAUGAGGGGUUGGUUUCCAGUGAAUUUGAUUUUUAAUACAAUAAUUUAGAAUAAAAAAAUUGUCCAGUAGCACCUUAGAGACCAACUUCGUAGGACCAACAUGGCUACCUACCUGAAUAAUUUAGAAGGAAGAGUUAAAACCUUGAAAGAAAUUUAUAGUCAAAUGUUGCUGGUACGUGUGAGAUAGUCAGUAGUAAUGGAUUUGCUCUGAGGUGGAGUGGGAGAGGUAAUCUCUAUUCAUUUCUCGCUAAGCCAGAAAAUGACCAGGUAACUUGCUUGAUGUGAUACACUUUGCAUAUUCUCACUACCCACCUACCAUGAAUAGAAAAGAAUUCAGGAAAGUUAGAAUACUCAGGCAUUAGCUUUGGAGCAUAAAUGCAUGGUGACAUGUAUUCCAUCACUGUCAAAAUAAGAAAGAACACCCUUUUUCCUUGUUUUGGUAAUCUGAUAGGGAGUUUCUCAAACCCCUGUCAAUAAGGAGCAUCCCCUAUAACAUAUGAAGGAGAGCUUGAGAGUUAAAUCAUCUCUUUCUCCUCUGCUAUUUAUUUAAUAACCAGUCAGAUGGCAAGUAGAUUUCUCCCUGGCGACCUGAUCAGCCCUCUUACUCAGUUGAGCUGGCCUUUGGGCUGGCUGUGCUUGGAGUUAUAUUGUCUGUUUUGCUGCAGUGCUGUAUCAGAGUAUUAAAAUGCCUCUAAAUUGCUUUGUAAUAACAGGUGCAAUACCUAUCAGGCAACCUAAAGUUUGAAUAUUGUCCAAAACUGCUAAGUAAUUUCAAAGCGCACUUUAGACUGCAAAGUCAUAAAGCACCCUUCUAGAAAUGUAUAUGAGAGAGCAUAAUUUCCUAAGAGAGCAUUACUGAAGUGUUCCUUCACAACCUUGAUGUCUCUCAGUGAUAGAUAAUAAAUGUGCAGUGUAAACCUCAACCCACCCCUUCUACCUUUGGUCUAAUGCACCUUUCCUCCAGUUGUAAUAUUGGGUCAUGAUAUUGUCAUUGCAGUCCAUGACAAGGCAACCCUUUCUAAAGGUAUUAGACAUGCUUCCUUGCUCCAGCUGUGUUAGGAGGGUCUUAACAAAAGUACUGCCUCAUGGCAUGGGCUCUUAAGCUUCAGCCUGGCACUAAACGUGUCCCCUUGAUGUGUCACAACCAGGAACAACUAGGACCAGCCUGUAGGAUUCAGUGCAGCGUGAGCUGUGUGGUAGCAGUAACUGGCCCCUAACAAGAGGACACAAGUGUUGACACAACCUUUGGUUCCAUCUUGUGCACAUGCACACCCCUGGGCUUGGUUUGGUUUCAUUUGUUUGUUUCAUUUUGUAUCAUUGGUCAGUUCUAUACUGUGUGAUUUCAGAAUACUCGCUGGGAUUUCUGCAUAAAAAUAGUACAUUAAAAAUCCAUUUGUAGCCAUUUAAUAAAUUUUUUUAAAGUGAGGGCAAAGAGGGUGGGAAACCAUGAAACCUCUAAAAGCACCUGGAAAAUCAGGUUCUCAAUAAAUGUGUUUAAAGGUUCUUUUCUCUCUUCUGGGUAGUCAUUCAUCCUGUCUAUGCAGGUUGGCAUAUAGUGAUGUCAUCUACUUGUGAGUCAUCGGGAACAGGCUUUCCUUUACACUUUUUACAGCUUAUUUCACAAGUUCUGUUGAAGCCUCUGCCCCUCUAAAAAUAGAUCUGAGAAAGAAAGGAAUCCUGACAUCCAGGAAAAGCUGGUUCAUAAGAAAACACACAAAUGUUAAUGUUUGAGCAGCGAGUUCUAUUGAAUUGCAUUGCCAAUAUGAACUACUUUGGCUCAUUUGUCUCACUUUCCUGUACUGGUGUAUUUCCUAGUUGGUACUUGAAUGCUUUCAAUUUCUGUCAGGGAGACAAAUUGAAAAAUGCAAUUUCAUUUGCAACACUUGUUCUGUUUGCAAAUAAGGUUAGAAUCAGUACUGGGAUAAUAUUAACGGAUUUCAGUGCAUGCAUACACACACACACACACACACACACACACACUCCUCACCCCGCCCCCAAUGAAAUUGGCUUGAACUAGCAUAUUUCAUUUUUUUAUACCUCUUCCACAAAGGAGUUCAGCCUGGAUUUACAAUGAAAACACAAAACAAAGCAAGAAGCCAUCUAGCAUACAGUUAACAAACAAAACCCAGGAAACAAAAGACCGACCUAAAUGCUCUUCAAACGAUUGUACCUCAUUCCAGUAGACUACUGACUGACUUCAUGGUUGCAAAAGUGAAGUCCCAUAGGCCACAUUCAUGCAUGAUGCUAAACUUGGAAAAGGCAGACUGUGUGGCUUUCCAGAUGUUGCAGGACUACAGCUCCCAUCCCUGAUUACUGGACAUACUGGCUGCAGUUUAUGAGAACUGGAGACAUUUCACUCUUUGUAGAGCUUUAGAGCUCUGUAGAUAGCAUACAGGUUUCAUGGCUUAUCAUACACACUGGAAUCUGCAGCCCAGGCUCUUUCAACCUGGCUGUUGGUAUAGCCUUUGUUUUCAUUAGAGAUGCCUUCGAUGCCUUUUGAUGUCAAAUGCUACUUACAAAUUUAAAAAAUACAAGUCCUUAUGGAACAUAAAGGAUGCUGGAAAAGGUGCCUUUGGAGCAUGCAAAAUGGAUGUAAAUGAAUUUGUAACUCAGGGGUGCAGAAUCUAGGACUCUUGGUGUAGAGUUGGAAACAACAUGUCCUGAUAAAUGCAUUGCUAGCCAACAGUUUCAAAUAUAUCCUUUCCCACAUGUUUGUGGUGCUGUGCUUAUGGUGGUUAGCGUUAGCACCUGGGAUUGAAAGAAGCUACAAGCCAUUAGUGAAAUCUGUGUUGUGUGAGCCCUGUUUCUGUGUUCACUGUAUUCUCUCCUAUACAGGAUUAUGCUCACCUCUUGUUCAGUGCCAUACUACUUCGGUUUAUUCUUGAAUUGGUUGGUGCCAUUUGCCUCAGUGAGUGGGUGGGAAAGAACUUAACUGGUGCCACUGUGUGGUUACUUCGCUCGCUUGCUCACGUUAUCUGCUGCAUGCACCACACAGUCUUCCAGAUGGUUUAGAUCGACCACAAGGUAGCACCUCCCAUGCCGCUGCAUGAAAGUGUGACUAAGCUUGUUGUCAAAACAAAUACCAAGUGGUACUUAGCUGCAAACUGAUACCUAAUAAGUAGGCAAGCCUUAAAACUAGUUCUCUACAAACAAAGCAAUUUGGACUACUAAAAAACCCCCCACAUAUUGGCUCCUUUAAGUGAAACUUCAGUGUUCAAAGUGGAUGACAGAUUGUCACUACGUUGCCCUAACUGUUUUUCAAUAAAGAUUGGCUAUAUAGGAUGCUAAUCCUUGAAAUUCCUUCGUGAUUGUUUGCAUAAAAUCUCUUAUUCUAGCUUCCUAGAGAUGUGUUAAAUCCUCCUUAGGUAGGAAGUCUCUUGGAUUAAUGUUAGUUUCUGAAUAAUUGCUGUUCCAUUCAUUUAUUUUCUUGAAGACAUGCAUCAUAUCCUGCAAGAUGGCGUUUUCUUUCCAGCAACAUGAAAACAAUAAAAGCAGAGCUUGUUGAUAUUUUCUGCUGCAGUUAGCACAACAGUGUUAAUAGGGCAGGUUGUGAUUGCCUAUUUUGCAAUAAGAGCAAAGGGAACCUGUUAGUUAGGAUUAAGGUACAUUGCUAGGCAUUGUGCAACUUCAGUCUCUCUGUCAUGCUGAAAUCUUGUUUCACAUGUGCCCUUCUCCCAGCAGCUCUGUGAGCAGUCCUCUCUGUGCUGAGAGUGGAAAUCUAGGGAGCCACUUUUCAGACCUGUGUCCACUCCUUGUGCUCAGCCUAGACUGAUGGACACCACGUUUUCUUCAUUCUCACUUGCUGUUGUUCUAAAUGCUUCUAAAGCCCAACAUGACAUUGGGGAUGAGCCCUGCAUUUUGAUUGGUACAUGCCUAACGUUCAACCAGGCUUUGCAGCCACUUGGAACCAGCAUACCAUUCCCAAAAGUUCAUGUGGUAGAGGAGAAGAGUUGGGGAUGGGGCAGAGUCAGUGCCAGCCACAAACAUUGGCUAGCUACCAAGCCCAGCUAAGACUUGUAGAGCCCUGCGUUCAGUGUACUAUUGUGGCAUGUGCUGACGCUGUCUUCAUCUUUGUUUUCCUCUCCAGCUUAUGAUAGAUACACCUACAAGUCCAAUAACCAGUGGAUUGCCAUUGUUUUUUGUAAUAACUGUGACUGCCAUAAAGCAGGUAAGGAAACACAGGUGCUUUAGAAGGUACUCGCUUAGGGCAGAUGGACAUGCUUUGUGUAAUACAGAACAGAACAUCCCUGUGUUCAGGUUACUUCCCUGUCUUCCAGAAUGUGUAGGGCUGCUUACCUUGUGUUGUGGCAUCAUCACACUGCAAAGCAGUGCUUAACAUGAUGUCAUGAUGCCACCCCAUGCAAUCCUGUAUGUUGCAGAGGAUAAACUUGCUACAAGAAUGGCUUAUGUGACCUACAAUUCUCACCUGAAACAUGUCAAAUUCAUCAUUUCUAUGCACCAGUGAGUGGAGAAUCUUGGGCAGAAAUGGACAGUUGUGGAGCAGAGUCCAGAUAUGAGUUUGUCGUACAUGUUCUAUGGAUUUGUCAGUUCAUCUGAGAUAGAAUGGGAGAUGGUUUGUAUGCAGUGGAGCUCGGCCAGCCAAAUUCUGGGCACGUCUGCUGCUGUUGAAUCUGUUUGGACCUUCAUGAAAUUUGAGCAGCAUUCUACUAGACUCUAGCUUCUAGCUGAAAACAAGUAAAUAUGUUUUAUGUUGCCAAUCAAGCAGGUCAGCCUAGGGUUUUUUUUGUCUCGCUGCCAUGCAGUCAGUGACUCAUAGCAACACCCCUAAGUGGGCAGUGACAGACUCACCCCCAGUUUUUGUGCGAGGACUUUGUAUGUCAGUAUGCAUCAUAAAUUCUUAUUUCCAGCAGCCUCACACUUACCCAGAGGAGUAAGUUCUUGCAUAACAAUAGCUUAUGUACUGAGAGAGGCUAUGCUGUAUUUGAAAGCUGUACACAUUUUGUUUUUGUUUUUGUUCUUCCCAGUCUCCAGGCCUAUUGUAAUUGCCUUGUCGCAGCCUGUCACUGCCUUGCAUUCAGUGAAGUUAGUGGUAACUAAGGGAAGACCAGACAUCUGUGGCUUCCUCUAGACUCUCAUGACCCUUCUCCAGGCAUGCCUACAGGAUUUCUCACACCAGCUCUGUCUUCUUUGGGAACAUUUCUGUAAUACACAUGCUGGCCAUAAAUAAGGCAAAAUCACUUGAGUGUCUCUUGAAGGCUGCAUUAACUGUAUUUGACAAUGUAGUGGGAGAUUCCACAUGAGCUGAACUGCAACACCUAGCAGAUUAUCCCAUUAUUGGACGUGACCUGUCCCAUUUGUAGAGGACAUGUGUCAUAGCAUGUCUGCAGGCAGGUGCUGUGAUGGAAAUUCUAAUAAGUUUCUGAGGCUAUCUGUGUCACCUCUUGCCUGGUGAAUUUGAGUUGCAUAUCAACAAUACAAAAUGCUGCUUAUUUCCCCCUUCUUUUUCUAUCCUAGGUCACUUUUUUCUCAGCCCAACUAUCACAAAGCCAGCUAAAAAGUUAAGUUUCUGGUCACGGAACACAAUUUAAAGUGGAAGCAACACCCUACCUAGAGCCAACUGGGCUGCCAGUUGCUGAUCCUUGUUUUUGACUUGAUAAUGUUAUACAGGUGACUCCCCAUUUAUGUGGGGGUUACAGUCUGGACUCUGUGCAUAAAAUUGCAAAAAAUGGGGAGCACCCCUGGAAGAGUCUUCAAGGAGGGGCAGUGGGGCUUUGUUGAACUGCUCCGCCUCCCUGCCUUACAGCUGAUGUGCAGGGUAGUGCAAAAGCAGCAGCAGCAGCUUCCCUGCGUGUCAGCCGAGGAAGCCCCGCUUCCCCACCCCGGCUCGCUCAGCUGAUGUGCAGGAACCUUCACCGUGUGUUAGCUGGACUGGUCAACCGAGCACCGCUGUCCCUCCGUAUGCACAAACAAGCUCCACAGUUCAUCUCACGUGAGCCAGAGAGACAGCAGAGCUUUGUCAACCAGCCUAGCUGGCGCGCAGGAAAGAAACUUUCCUGCACACAUCAGCCGAGCAACCUCAACAAGCCUCUGGCUCACUCCCCAGAGUCUGAAGAGGAGCUCCUCUUCGGGCUCUGGUGGUAGCCUCCACGUGAGCUUGGAUGGGCAGCGGGACUUCUCAGCUGACACACAGGGAAGCCACGGCUGUUGCUGCACUACCCCAGAUGUCAGCUCUUAGGCUGAGCAGCUCAAUAAAGCCCUGCUGCCUCUCCAGCUUGCGAGGAUAACCUGCCUGGAGCCCAGAGAGGACAUCCUGUUUGUGAGCCAGGCAGACUCUCUAGGAUGCUCCCCGUUUCCAGUUCCCCAGCACUGCUCGUGUGCACGGUUGCGAGCAAAUAGAAUGUGCAUAAAUUGGAAGCUGCCUGUAGUUAUCAGCAAAUUGGUUGCGUAGGUGCUUUUCUUAGGCAGUUAUGUGUAUUGUUGGCUUUCCCCUCCCCCCCAAAAUGCUUCUUUGCAUCUUUUCCAGGGCUAUGAAGAUUGGUUACGCCAUAAAGCAGACAAUGAAGUGAAUGGAGCUCCAGUGUAUGUUGUUCGCAGUGGUGGCCUUGUAAAAACAAGAUCAAAGAACAUUCGGGUAUGUGUGUGAGUGGUGCAAAAUGAUUUUGAACAUUUCAAAAGUGUGCAUGUAUGUUUAUAUAUGUGUGUGUGUGUGUUUGUGUGUAUAUACAUGCAAAUUAAAAAUGCAAUUUAAAGGGCCGUCGCUUUACAUAGCGUGUGUUAAUGAAAGUUACAAAAAUAUUUUUGUGAAGGUGUAUUUGAACAGAUAUUUUUGCCUGUCUUCUCAGGUGGGAGAUAUUGUCAGAGUAGCCAAAGAUGAAACUUUCCCUGUUGAUCUCGUACUUCUGUCAUCUGACAGAGCAGAUGGCUCUUGCUAUGUUACUACUGCAAGCUUGGACGGAGAAACUAAUCUUAAGGUCUGUUUUCAUCACCUUUUGUAUACCUUAAGUUAGAAACACAUUUAGGUUUUGUUUCCUGAUAACCAAGAUUGAUAUAUUCCAAAUCCCUCUUACAGAAAAGGAGAAUGUUGAAUUCCCCUGGGUGCACCUCAGAAUAUCAGAAUCACAAAGCAUGUUGUUCAAACCAAGGUCUGCAUCAGUAGUGACAUGACCUGGAGAAAAAUGAACCUAAUUUCAGUUAUACCUGUACACAGUUAAAAUAGCAAGUGACAGAACUGCAAUUGAUGUAUGCGUUUACGGUAUUCUGAUUCUGAAAUAGUUCUACCGUCUGCCCUUGAAAAUAAUUUUAUAACUCUCUAUAGAUAGAAGAAUCUGUAAGAAAAGCGUGUGCUCUGCUAUGAACAAAACCGUGUGUGUACUACUGGCGUACUAGAGAUGCAAGGCUUAUGUGCAUGUGAUGAUGUGUGCAUUCUGUACGCAUAGGGGUCAGUAACUUGAGGGGAUGGCUGCCCCACCCAAGAUUGAUAUUCUGUGUUUGCUCAUCAGUCAAAAGCCUGCAACAGUUUUAUCAAGUGGUGUGCAUGUAAAUCACCUGAUAAGCCUGUCAUCUGCAUUGCUCUGCUAAAUGAUGAGAAAUCUAAACACUUUGGAUUUCUGAACAGAUGCAGCACAGUACAGCUGACUGAUUUUUCAAAAGGUAAUAUGCACAUUUUGGCAAGUUAGCACUUGACAAAUCGUUGUUUAUGUUCACUCAGUGUUGCUUUGGGAGCUGAUGAUGUACUGGAAAAUUUAAGAUGCGGUUUGGAGGCUUAGGUGGUAACUUAACCAGACAGCUCUGUUUAAUGUGUGUAUAUAUGUGUGUGUAAGUUGCAAGCCUAUGUCUUUAUAGCAUUUGCACAAUGUGCUGCUCAUUGUUGCCUAAUGGAACCUGAGUGGUUAUUUCUUUUUAUUUCAGACGCAUGUCGCAGUCCCCGAAACAGCAGUAUUGCAGUCAGUUGCCAAUCUGGACAAACUUGUAGCUGUUAUAGAAUGUCAGCAACCAGAAGCAGAUCUAUACAGGUGUCAUUUUUUAUAAUAUAUUUUUUUCCCCAAAGAUGAUUUGGAAAGCAAUGUUUAUAGUGUUCUAAGGAUUAGAUGAUUUUGCAGGAAACUCUUCUAGAAAUUCUCAUCUUUAUGUGAAUGCAUGAGCUACUUAAAUCUGGAAGUACUAGCAGAGAAUCUUGCAGUGACAGUGCAUACAUAACAUUCCUGAUUUAAACACCCACUUUUUAAAUGAUAAACCUGGUUGCAAGGCCUGGCAAGGACCAGAUUACUUAAUGUGGGGUAGUCAACAUUUUUAUACCUACUGCCCACUAAUGCAUCUUUCUAGAUGGUAAAAUUUUCUUACCGCCCACCAGUGCUUGAUGGAAGGAGGAUUCAGCUUGUGCCAUAGAACCCCCUACCACCCACCUAGAAUCCUGAAACGCCCACUAGUGGACGGUAGGGACCAGGUUGACAAUGCCUGACUUAAUGGGUCAAUUGAUUUGAACAUUCAUCUGCAUCACUCUGAGCAGCUGCAGAAUGAGAACAACUGUCCCAUAAUUUUCAAAAACUCUGGAGAUCUGUGUAGUUUCUUCAGCAUUUGGAACAGAUCUCUGCAACAUUCUAGAAUCCUUCACAAACUAGGAGGAUUUCUUUGUCAGAUCACAGGAGGGGUUUUAUUGGUUUGUUUUGCUUUUGUUUUAUUCUGUAUUUUGUGUUUUCAUUUUGUAUUUAUUUUUUUGGUCAGCUGCCCUAUGAUUUUCGGAUGAAGGGUGGUAUACAAAUUUUAUAAAUAAAUAAACAUUCUCUUCCUUCUAUUGCAUAGUUGUUGCUAACUCGCAGAGCUGGAAUAGAAGAAAUAUGUCUUUCUGACACAUUAAUCUCUUUUGCAGAUUCGUUGGACGAAUAACAAUAAGUCAACAAAUUGAAGAAAUAGUACGGUAAGCCAAGCGUUGGUAAAGGUCAUGUGAUUUUCCUUGAAUUUAAACAGCAUGUGUUUACAGCAGGGCUCCACAGCAUGUGAACCACCAAGCUGGGGGCAAUCCAUCAGCCACCAGGGACUCAGUAAAUGGCUUGAAGCUCAGUGAUAGAGCACAUAAUUUGCACAUAAGACUUUCUAGAUUCAGUGCCUUGCAUCUCCAGUUCAGAGCAAUGCUUUGUAAAGACAUCUUCCUGAGGCCUUGGUGAAGUGCCGCUAGUACAAAAUACUGCACAAAAUGAGCCAAGGACCUGACUCUGUAUGGGACAAUUUUGUGUUUUUGCUGCCUGCCUGGGACUGCCCAGAUCAGACAUAGGUGUGGCUGCUGGAUCAUGGAGGCAUGAGCUGCAGUUCCUUAACUGAGUUGAGUUAAAUUUUUAAAAAAACCCUCUAAUUUAUGCUAAGCCCAUUCAGUUUGAUUACGUGACCUGGCAAUCUCGUGUAAGGUAAGUUUGCAAAAAGUGUGUUGCAACUCUAUUUUAAAGACUCGUUUUUCCUCUUCCAGACUUAGGCCAGACUCCUGAAUGGAGAUUAGCUCUGGCAUACUUCACGCUAGCAUUAUUUAACCCAUUGUAACUUAUACUGGCUUCCCACAUUUAGGAUUGCCCCCUAAUUUCCUUCUUUUGUGCUACUAGAAAAAUUUGGUGUAUUUAUUGAAACCACCAAUCUUCUUUGACAGGUAUUCAUAACAGAAUUAAAACCCACAAAAACUCUGCUGGAUCAGGCCGUAGGUCUAUUUUAGUCCAGCAUCCUACUUCCUCAAUACUUUGAUAGCAUUUUUAUGAGAAAAUGACCAUCUUAAUUGUGUAGCAGAGAACGUUCAGGUAGUUAGUAAAGAAUUUGCUUCCUUAUUCCAGAGCUUGUUUUGCUAGCGCAUAAAUAUUUGUGGGGAGUGUGCCAACUUCAGUUCCAGUGCUUCUUACAUAAUCUUGGACAGCUAAUUAGGCUUUCUUUGUAGCAGAAACUGUGAAGAGGUGGCUACAGGUUGUAACUUCUUCCUGCACUUAGCAAUGCCAUGAACUGCUGUAUACCAGUUUGGAGUGAACUAACUUGCAAAGCCAGUUUUUAUUUCUUGCUGAUAAGAUCCAUUAAUCAUGUCAAUCCUUUAAGAAGAUAUAUCUCUCACUAAUCCUGAAUUUACAGAUGUCUUAUAGAAACUGUUUUUCCCUAAGUAGACUGCCCCACCACCAGAUGAAAUGUGAUCUAAUGCAGUUGAUGAUUGUUCCCCCAUUUAUGCCUAAACGGCUUGGUUUCUGUGGACAGUCAAUCAGAGAAGUUUCUGGUGUGCACCAUGCUUCUCCCCUAAAGUAGCUUACAAACAAGUCAUUGCACCAACAUUCCCCAUAUCUUUCCUCUCUGGGGUGAUAGUUGUGGGAAAGAGACUGACAGCACUCGUCUGGGUAGCGGCCUUAUUUGACCGAGGGCCUCCAUUUACUGACUUAACUCUCCUGGAGUCAUAAACACGUCCUUAAAUACUGGUACAGUAGCUAUUGGAACAGCAGGAGUUUCAAGCACCCCAGGGGUAUCUGUUAAGAGUAACUGCAGGAGUUGGAGUUGUUACUCUUGUCCUUGCAGUAAAAAAUAAUACAGAAUUGUAAUUUUACAAGUUCAACCUCUUGUUUGCAAAGGGAAAUGAAAUUGUGAGUUGCCCAAGGUUUGCAUCUUGUUAAAUGGUAGGAUAAUAAUGAUGUUCUAAAAGAAACACAAGCUAAUACAGCCGCUGUUCAGUGGUGUGAGCAUUACACGCAGAUGCUACACUUGCUAUAGGUACAAAUAAUCCUGGAGUUACUGCAAAUUUUUUUGAAAUGUGCAGAUAAUUAAUGUUGCGUGAAUUUAUUGAAACCAAACGUUCUUUAGUUCUUAGACGUGCACAGUAGAAUUAAAAGUCCUUCGGGAUCAUGUCAUAAGUCCAUUUUAGUUUAGCAUUUUUUCCCUCCAGUGGCCAGUCAGAUGCCUGCAGGAUGCUCAGAAACUAGAUUUGAGGAUCAACAGCAGUAGGGGACUGCUACCCCCAUCAGCUGGUAUUUAGUAGCCUCCACACCAGAGACAGUCCAUAUAGUGUUAAUACGUCUAUCAAGGGCAGUCUUCCAUUAACUUGUCCUAGCCCCUUUUAUGAACAAGUUACCUUAACUGCAGUGUAUAUCUCCUUCCCCUCACUCCCCAUUUCAUCUUCUGUUUUGAGUUACUUUAGGCAAAAUAGGAAUGUUACCUGUUCUGUUUGGCUCUUGACUGUUACCAAGGAUGAAAUGUCAUGCAUAGCUUUCUUCACCUUGAAUAAACCAUAGCUUUAUCCCUGUUGUUUAUUCUCAUUUGGUGCAAGUUGCAUUUUGGAAUUGGUGGAGUGGACAUCUAAGCAAAUGGCUGUUGAUAUGUUGUGUUCUGCCAACAUAAAAAUUGACCUCUUUCUUUUUCAGACCUCUUGGACCCGAAAGUCUCUUACUUCGUGGAGCAAGACUGAAAAACACCAAAGAAAUUUUUGGUUUGUAACCACAUAAGUAUUUCACGAAUUGCUCAGAGAUUCUUGAGGCAGGUUCCCCAGAAUGUAGUUAUCUCUUGAGCGUCAGUCAGAGGGGAACACUUUGGUGUACCUUGAAUCAUCUUCCCACUCUCCCUUUGACUAGGCCAUUGGCGUUGCCAUUCACCAGCAUAGCCUGAGUAAUCAGGGUGGCUUAAGGGCUCACACCCAUAAUUAUUAAUGUACAGUUUCUGCAGACUGCUAAAAUAGUCACAGACUAAAUGUGCUGCAGAAACCCAGCAGACCCAUCAACCAGAAAUGCAGCUACCAGCCCCGCAAAGCCUUCUUUUAGAAUAAAAUGUCUGUCUGGCUUCUAAAAACUAACAGAAAGGUUGGAGUUGGUCCCUCGGGAAAGGAGUUCCACAGACUUUUUGCCAUUGCAGAGAUGGCCUUGUCCCAGGUACCACCAUUCUGCCAACCAUACAUUGACUCUGGGUGAACACAGAGCAGAGCCCCUUAGGAAAAGAUAAGAGUUUGACGUAUUCUGGACACAAACAAUAUAGGGCUUUUAAAGGGCAAAAGGAGCACUUUGAAUUGGACUCUGAAACCAACUGAAAUUCAAUGAAGAUGUUGCAAAACCAGCAUAUCUCCAUUUGGAAUGCCUUAAUUAAUACCCUGGUGGUUAUAUGCUUGACCAGCUGUUUCCCAAGCAUGUUUCAAAGAGUGAAAAAGCUGAUGCAGUUUUGCGGAGCAUUUGACUUAGGUGGCUAUUACUUUCAAAGCAAAUUUCACGUGCAACUGCAGUAUAUUAGAUGAAAUGUAAUAAUAAUGGUAAUUAAUGCUUUGAUGUAUUGCCUGCCCUUCACCAUAAGGUCUUGGGGUGGGUUGCAGCAAUUUAAAAUACAAUAUUAAAAACAGUUGAAAACAAAUGGCAGUCACAAGAGUAGGCUGGGUCCUAAAAAUCUUUCUCUCUGGGGUCAAAAGCCUGAGUAAAGAAGUGCAUCUUCAGUGUACAACACAAACUGCUUAAUGAAAAUGCUAGACACAACUCUUCGGGGAGGAAAUUCCACAACUUAAAACUUUAUGGCUAAUGGGUUUCACAUACCCCUUGUAUAAUGGAUAUUAGCACAGACUUCAGAACAAGCUCACAAUAGGACUUAAAUUGGCUGUGUUUGGACAUUACUUUGUACAAGGCAGGCCUGUUUUCCCCUUCUGCCAUGACCAUGAGAAGAGAAGAGGCUGCUUCUUCCAUUUUUGUAUCACAGUUCAGCAUAAGCAGUGGUUAUUCCAACAAUUAGUUGAAAUAAAACAGCUUCAUAAACAAUGGUUAGCAGUUGGUUUUUCCCUAACCAUAGUGAGCGACAGUUAGUCCAUAGUGUGGGAUGGCACAACAAGCUGCAGUUGAAUUAAAACAGAAGCAGCAACUCUCAGACGCCUCCUUACAGCUGUUGCCGGUGUUGGGGAGGCAGCGGUGGUAGCAGGGAGUGUGCACUGCAGCUAGCUCUCAUGACGCUAAGCUGGGAUUUAGCUUUGUAUCUGAACAAGCCCACAGUUUCUCAUAACAGGGCAUUGCUACAAAUCUAAUGUUUCUUGUAUGGCUUUGCAGUCGCAACGAUAAAAAUAGCACUCUGGUUUUUUUUUAAUCAGCUCAUGCUGCAGAUACCAAGUCUAAACAUCGAUUUUGUUUGUUGUAGGUGUUGCAGUGUAUACAGGAAUGGAGACGAAGAUGGCAUUAAAUUACAAGAGUAAAUCACAGAAACGAUCAGCAGUGGAAAAGUAUGUGUCCUGCAGAUUUUCACUGACUGGAAAAUUGUAAUGCUUUAAAAGUUCUCAUAGGGUAUUGUAAGCUGCAAAACUGGAAAUUUUAAGUGCUAAUUUUCUGGGGAAUGGAAAAAGAAUCCUAUUGUAAUCUCUUAAGUUUUUGAAGAGAACAGAGGUGUUGUGCUGGAAAAUGACAUGAGAAUUGGGCCUUCUAUAUUUGAUGUGAAGACAGGAGUGCCUGGCCUGCUCUGGUCCAUGGGGUCACGAAGAGUCAGACGUGACUAAACAACAACAAUAUUUGAUGUAGUCCAGAGUAUUCUAAGACUGAUGAGCCGUGUCUACUUGCCCUUCACUCUCCAAGGAUUUGCUUUGCUGCACUUUCUGCUUAAUGAGCCUGUCCUUCCAAACUCCCCCAUUGCCAUAUUGUCUUUCCAGUCCCUUUCCUCCCUAGGCUGGGAACAGAGGAUUUCUCCUCCUGACUUUGCAUACCCUGUUCUUCAUAGGGAAGAGCAGCGUUCUUCUUGCGCAACCAGAGAUGGUUAGAAACAGGAGGGGAACAUAAGACUGAACAGUUCUUCCUUUCUUCUGUCCUGAGCAAGAUAAUCUUCCACUACUGUGGGCAAUUUUGACCUCUGGCUAGAAACUAGAAGGUCAUAUUCACGCAAAGACCGAAUCACCGUCUUAUUUUUUAACCGGAGUUGCUUUUAUCUCCACCCACAAAUAUGCACGAGGAUGUGUUUUUGCAGCAAUGUAUGGUUGUGUUUAAAUUGUGCCCAGUCUUCCAUGCUUGCUAAUGAAGCUUUUUUUACAGGGUUAUUGACAUCUUGUGGAUAUUUGUGCAUUAAAUCGGCACCCACCAAUUUUGUUUCCUUAGGUCUAUGAAUUCCUUUUUAAUUAUCUAUCUAAUAAUCCUCCUCUUUGAAGCAAUCUUGAGUACAAUAUUGAAAUAUGCCUGGCAGUCUGAAGAAAAGUGGCAUGAGCCUUGGUAUAACCGGCAAACUGAUCAUGAAAGAAACAGCAGCAAGGUACAGUGUAAAAUUAUGUGCACGUUCUAGGUGAUUCCCCCUCUCCCCAUGCUGCCUUGCCUAGUACUAGAGGGAUGUAGUCAUUGCUGCUUAGACAGUUACUUGCUCAGGGAUUCCUUCUCUUCACUUCUAGGGAGCAGUGCCAGAAUGUAAGUUUCCCAAGUUUGAGAGACAUCCCAUUGUUACAAGCCAUUUUGCACAUUGGGUAACUGAUACUGGCAUUGGUUUGUGCAUGCACUAGCCAAGUCUACAGAGGCAUAUUAGCCUAUGAAGUUAGUACUGCAAAAAGAUUUCGUAGGAAAAUGGUGCACUGCAUCCAAGAUGGCAGUUUGCAAAGGGUCCAGUAUUUUAUAGCAAAGGUGUAUUUUAAGAUGUGGCAUGGUGGUUAGGCUUACAUUGCAGAGAACUGAGUUCUGUUCCCGACUGAACCACAACAAAAGUGUACUGGGUCAUCUUGGUUCUGUCGCUAUCUCUCAGAUUAACUGACCUCACAGGGUUGCUUUGUGGAUAAAAUAUGGCAGUGGGGGGGAGCAACCAUGGAUGCCGCUCAAAGCUAUCUGAAGGUGGGAUGCAACUAUAACCUAAAUAAAAUAAAAACAAAAUAAUCAUUCCAGUUCAAAGCUUUCAUAUCAACCCAAACAGAAAGGAUAGCUUUUCAAAGGAGGUAUUGCAGUCUCCAGUUGAUAAUAAGUGACUAAAAGGACAGCGGGGCAUUUUGCAAUGAUUAUUAUUUAUUCUUAAAUCAAUAUGUUUCACUUUCAGUUUGGUGAAUACUAUUUCUCUUUCUUUCUCAUUCAGAUUCUGAGAUUUAUUUCAGAUUUCCUUGCUUUCCUGGUCCUUUACAACUUCAUUAUUCCCAUUUCACUGUACGUAACUGUUGAGAUGCAGAAAUUUCUAGGAUCUUUUUUUAUUGGUUGGGAUCUUGACCUCUAUCACGAAGAAACGAAUGAGAAGGCCCAAGUGAAUACUUCAGACCUCAAUGAAGAGCUGGGACAGGUAUAGAAUGGAUGUUUCAAUAUGACUUCCCCCACCCAAGUUCAGAACAGUCUAUAAUUCCAGUAUCUGCUGAAUUUAUUCUAAAGUUGUUAUUGAUCAGUGAUUUUGUGUACUUACCUUGCAUUACCUAUAAGCAGAGUGAUGCACAAUUCACACAAGCAUGGGAAAGGUGCAGAAUUUUGAACUGACAUUCUUUAUUUUGAGAACCUUAGUUUUAAAAAACCGUUUCCUACCCUUUAGAAAAUGUGUAGAAAUCUCUGAGACCAGAGAGAAUUCAAUGGGCUUUUUAGUUGCUGUGGGUUGGGGCUUCAAUGCGAUGCAAUAAUGCCUCAAUUCUUUUUAUUACUUACUGACGGUUGAACAAAUUGUAUAGCACAGAGUUGCCUCCUGAAGACCCCAGUUUCAAAAUUCCAGUACUUCAAAUGAAAAGGAAAGGAGACGUUGGAGAGUUCUUCCAACUGGAAGAUGGACAGUGGACCAAUGGCCUGACUCUGCUUAAAACAGUUUUGUACAUUCAAAACCUAGGCUAACUUUCCAUAAUGCAGGCUGCAGAAACAAGAGAAUUGUGUUAUCUUGAUGCGUGUUUGUGUGUUAGGACAACAGUGUUGAGCAAUUCAUGAUAGACAAAAGAAAGUACUUUUAUACACUGAAGGUGAGAGAGUGCCUUUUCCCCAGCGUUUUGCUAUGUAAUGGGAUUUGAGUACCGCUCCCAGUUCAGCCUUGUGUCACAUCAACACAAGAUCACAUCAACAUUUUGUGUGCAGGUGGGGGAACAGACAAACUUGGUUUCACUGCUCCUAAACCUAUUUUUCUUAUCUCUCUUCUCAACUUACCAUAGGUGGAGUAUGUGUUUACAGAUAAAACUGGUACAUUAACUGAAAAUGUGAUGCAGUUUCGGGAAUGUUCUAUUAAUGGUAUAAAGUACCAAGAGAUCAAUGGCAAACUGGUUCCAGAAGGGCUGAUUGAGGAUGUUCCAGAUGGAAUACAGCCUAGACUGGUAAGAUUUUCUCUCAGUUACAAUUCAUUAAUGUCUCAUGUAAUAUUCCGGUUAAGUAGCUUAACACUCCUCAAGACUGGGUUCCAUAAGGGACUUACUGAAGUGUUCAAUAGGAGAAUUGAAUGAUCGUUGAGCAGAGGUUUAGGUGCUUUUUUUUGAGGGACAGUGAAUUGUUUAUUUGGAGAGAACAGCCAGAUGAUGUGCACGCUUACUUCGAACAGUAUUCCAUGGGACAUUUUCCAAGUUAACGUUCAUUGGAUUGCAGUCAUGCAUCUUGAGCCUAUCCAUGUUCUUGCUUGGAAGCAAAUCUGAUUUCUUGCAGUGGGGCUUUACCCCAAGUGAGUGCUGCAUAGGAGUGCAACCUUUAGCAAGAGCGACUAUAUACGUUGUGCAUCCUCUUGACUCAUUUUUGUGUGAGAGAGACUUCUGGAUUUUAUGAAAUGUUGCCCUGUGUAUUGCCCGAGCUCACAAUACCACCUCUGCAAAGGAUUGGUAGCACCAUGUUUGCUGUAAGAUGCGGAUCCACUAUAACCCUGCAGCACUUGGGAUAUUUUAUGAUGCCAGGUUGGAUAUUUCCAAGGUUUGGCAGUAGACAAGUAUCACAGUCUUAGGGUUCAGGAGAAGACAGUGAUUAUGUUGUUUGCUGAGAAGUUGCCUCUCUUCCUUUUUGGUCUGAAAGUUCCGCAGGUUUUAGUAACUCCUUUCUUUAGAGAAGAAUAAAAAGAAUUGCUUGUCAAUUUUGUGUUAACCUGUAUUAAUACCAUGUUUUGCCUUCAUGUUUUAAAAACAGACGGAAGAGGAGGAAAUCUUCCUGAAAGCUGUUUGCCUCUGUCACACGGUGCAGAUUAAUAAUGACCAAACUGACGGCAUUUGUGACAGUCCUUGGCGUAGCAAUGGCAUAUCCUCUCAGCUGGAAUACUAUGCCUCCUCCCCAGAUGAAAAGGCUUUAGUCGAAGCUGCCCGCAGGUGAGGAUUAGAAGCCAAGGUUCUGUGCAUUAUUUAGCAGGCAAAAAUGGCAACGCUGGAGAAGUUGAAACUUGCAUCGUUUGUCCCGUUGAGCCCAGAAGAGCAAGGAGAGUGAUGAAACAAGCUUUUUGCCUUUCCCUGAUUUAGCUCAUAAAGCAAGCGUAGCUAUUGGAGUGCCAGUCGGUCAUGGUAGAGAGUAUGACUUUCUUUAAUAUCUCAUGGGGCCCCUGGAGCAGCUAUGCAUAAUGAAGUAGUGACUCAAGGUCAUCAUCCAGAGGAACUUUGCACAAGGCCAGAUCUCUGGCAGGAGGGUAGCAGUGAUUUUUAGCCCCUUCCUUUCCUCUUCAAGCUAUAUCCCUUCCUCCUUGGUAACUUUCCUUUAAUGAAAAGGUGCUUUUGAGACAAGGUCAGCUGGAAUGUCAGCCGUUGGUACUGUUUUCGUAUGAUUUAUACACAAAUAUAUACAGGGGGGGGUAUUGGUAGAUAUUUUAAAUUAUUACAUGGACUAUUUCAUUGAUGGGACAAAGGACUGUAUUGAAAUAAUAUAAAACUUAAUAAAACAAUAAUUUUCCAAUACAAAAAAUUUGCAGCUUACAGCUUUUAGUCAAAAUGUAGCUCCUGGGUAAUGAAAUAGAUGUACCAUGAUAUUUAGAGGAACCAGAAGAUUUGCGGAAAAAAUGUUAGAAAAAGAAUACCAACCCCAAACAGCUCAAUGAUCUCUGAGCUUGAUUAGUGGCCAGUGACACAGAAGGGGAAAUUAAGAAAGUAUUACCGAUUAGCUCUAUGUCUGGAAUCACGAUUGCUUGCACAAUGACUUUAAUUCUUCUUUAAAAUUCUGUUUUAUUUCUAAGAUAAUUCUUCCUGCUGGAGCGGGGCAGUAUAAUGCUUUUUGGUAAUAUCCAAGCAAAUUGUUUCCAUGGGGACACUUUUUUAAACUGACUUCUUUCUUCCAAAUUUUUAAGGGUUGGUGUUGUGUUUACUGGAGCAAGCGCAGAAAGUAUGGAGCUUAAAAGCUGUGGAAAGCCAGAAAGGUUAGUAAUUAAGCAGCAAUAAUGUUUCUCAGACUGCUAAGAUUCUGUAAGGUGUCUCAAUCAGUGUUGAUACAUCAAACCAAUCUGCAUUAUGCCCUCUUAGCAAAAAGCAGUUUAAUUGGCUUGCCUUUAAUCUCAGAGGAGAACUCUCUUUGGCAAUCACUCGUAGCUGAGUAAGAUUGACUUCCAUAAACGGUUUUAACAGUGAGUCCGUAAGUGACUGUAGAGGCCAGUUCUGGAUCCACACGUCCUUCCACAGUGGGGGCAUAGGUUUCCAGGUGGGAGUUGAUCACGGUGAAGGUUUGCCAAGCAUGCCUUCCUCUUAGCACAUUUCUCCCUUUCCUGAGUUCGAGCAUCUUCAAAGCCCAUGACACCUUUGGUAAAGGCUGUUCUCCAAUUGGAGAGCUUGCAGGCCAGUGUUUCCCAGUUGCCAAUGUUUAUACUACAUUUUUAAAAAUUUAAUUUUUUUAAAAAAAAUUUAAAGUCUUUAAACCUCUUUUGUUGACCACCAGCAAUACGCUUUCCAUUUUUAAGUUUAACUGGAAACUCAUUGGGCUCCUAAGUUCAGUCUCUGGCAUUUCCAGUUAUAGAUUCUUAUAUAUUAGGGUGGAGGUUAAACAAGACUUAGUUAGAUGGGCUAUUGGUUGGACUUAUUAUGCCUAUUGAUCAAUUUGUCCAGUUAUGUCAUAUUAUUCAUAAAUGACAAAUGGAGGCAGGCCUGAAGGCAGAUUUGAUUGCAAUAUCUACACCAUAGUUAGCUUAUUUAGUCAUUAUCUAUGAUACAUUGCAACUGCAUGAGGUGGGGGGGAAAUGCCAAUUACAUAAUAUGUUUGCUUGAAAAUAUGAUAACUGUAUGUCGGUCACAGAUACAUUCUUGUCUGAUUGGCAGUGGCUAUUCAUAAGCCACGAACGAGAAGCUUGUUGCUUUUAGCUGUCACUUGGCAGGUCACAGCUUUAAAACAUUCCAGUGUUUUAAAACACUUCCGGAUAAAUAUGUAGCGAGCAUUCUUUUUUUUCAAAAUGUAUAUUCUAAUAUACAAUGAAGAGAAGUGUGUGGUCCUAAAUUGAGUUCCUCCGAAGGAAAGGAAUUCUGAAAACACAAGGAACGUAGACUAGAUCUUUGGUAGAAGGAUUAUAUCUAGAAACAUGCUUAUUUCUGUACACAUAUUCCCUUUUUCUCCACCUGCCACUUGAGUCUCAGAUGCCCCUUGAGUCUCGGCACCUCAUCCAUGUUUGAGGGUUAAAAGCUGCUCCCUGUUCCUGCACCCACCCGGUGUCUGAGCUGGGAGAAUGCUGCUUCUUUUCUCCAGCCUCACCAGUGCAGCAGCAGGCAUGUAGUUUUCUGUAGCUCUUGUGGUUCUUUAGAUUCAACAAUUUCUAGAGGAGUAGCUGCCUUAGUUUUGAGCAGCAAACAGCAAGAGUCUUGAGUACCUUAAGUAACUAACAAACUUAAUUAUGGUACGGUCCGUAAAAGCUUGUGCUGUAAUAGAUUUGUUAAGUCUUUAAGGUGCUACAAGGCUCUUUGUUAGGUUUAACAAGUAAUACUGUAUUGAUAUUUUUGCCUUCAGUUUUUUAAUACAUACUGUAAACAUGAUCUUUCCUUUUGAAGGUACAAAUUACUACAUGUUUUGGAGUUCGAUGCAAAUCGCAGAAGAAUGAGCGUAAUUGUAGAAAGCCCAACAGGUAAGAAACAUCAUGCAUAUUUAUUGCUUCUUACCUUGCUUCUUAAACCAAAACCUGCAUCAGUUUCCUUGUUGGGGACUCUUCUGGAUUCUGAACAGGUUACUAUGAACUGUAAACAUGAUUUACACUUAAAUCCUUUGCAGGUGAGAAGCUCUUAUUCACCAAAGGUGCAGAAUCCGUUAUUCUUCCUCGCAGUACAAGUGGAGAGGUAGAAAAAACCAGAAUUCAUGUGGAUGAAUUUGCUUUGGUAUGUACAAGUGUUUUUUGCUUUUCUUUAAAAUUUGUUAGUAGAUAUCUACGUAAAACUUCUGCUAAACUUGAGAACCAGUUAGUGCUGUGGUUGACACAGAUGACUUAUGGAUACAGAAGAUUGAUGACUGUUCAAUGUGGGACUAAGAACUGAUUCAUACAUGGGGGAUUCCCUGCCCCUUGCUGUCUCCUUCAGGGGCUUGUGAGCUCAGACACCCAGGCAGGGUUGAGUAAAAGUUGAAUUUGUGUCAGCUACUCCCUGCUGAUAGACUUCUUUCGCCAAUGCCAGUGUCACCCGUGAUGUGAACACCUUGAAAAAGUGCCACUCCCUUGCAAGAGGCCAGAGCAGUGAGAUGGGGGCUAUCCCAUUUUUUAAUCUGAAUACAGUGGUACCUCGCAAGACGAAUGCCUCACAAGACAAAAAACUCGCUAGACGAAAGGGUUUUUUGUUUUUUGAGCUGCUUCGCAAGACGAUUUUCCCUAUGGGCUUGCUUCGCAAGACGGAAACGUCUUGCAAGUUUGUUUCCUUUUUCUUAACACCGUUAAUACAGUUGCGACUUGACUUCGAGGAGCAACUCAUAGAACGUGGUGUGAUAGCCUUUUUUGAGGCUUUUAAAGACUUUGGUGAUUUUUGAAGCUUUUCCAAAACUUUCCCGACACCGUGCUUCGCAAGACGAAAAAAAUCGCAAGACGACAAAACUCGUGGAACGAAUUAAUUUCGUCUUGCGAGACACCACUGUAAUAAUAGAAUGAAAGUUGCCUUGUCCAGAGCACCUGCAGAUUAUGGUCAACCAGUUGUAUUGUGGAAUUGGUUUUUGCAUUUCUUUUGUCCUUCAGGUGCUCUUCCUACCCUUUCACUUCAUUUUGUUUAUUGCAAGAGAUGGGGCAGCAACAACAGGCCUCUGGGUGUCAAUGAUUUAUUUAUUUCUGUACCGCAAACGCAUAUAAAAUAUAUGCCGUGUACAAAAUCUCGUUUAACACCACAUGACAAACAAAACCAAAGCAAAAUACAUGAAAGAGAGUAAAGUACAGAUUGGGUCACCACCCAGCUUGUAAAAAAAAGUAAAUCAUUUAGAAAUCUGAUGGAUGUCAGCUGGGCCUGUCUAAUGCUGAAGUAACCCUUUUUGCUUUUCACAGAAAGGAUUAAGAACUCUGUGUGUAGCUUACAGAAAAUUCACCGCUAAGGAGUAUCAGGAAGUCGAAAAACGCCUUUUUGAGGCAAAAACCGCUUUACAACAGCGGGAAGAGCGAUUGUCGGAGGUGUAUAACUUUAUAGAAAAUGACCUGGAACUGCUUGGAGCUACAGGAGUGGAAGACAAGUAUGUACUACCUGAACUAAUUAUUUGGAUGUGGGACUUCUGCCCACUGCAGGGCAGCUUGCAAAUUAAUCCGUUCCAUGCAAAUUGGGGAUUGGUUCCCUUCCUGUGGGCAUAUAUCCUACCCCUCAUUCACAUAUUGUGCCAUGGUAAGCUAUGUGCAUGUAGCCAGAGUCUGUGAUGCUUCUCACCCUCUCAGAAUGCAAGAGUGUACAGUCAGGGCAAUUGCACCUGUAGUUGCAAGUGCAGGAGCUUCACACUGAAUUCGAUACUAUCAUGGGAAGUGAAUAGGCAGCAUGCAGUUUCUACGUAUCGGGCUGAAAUCAAUGCUCUCGGCAUCAAAACCUUGGGUGUUCAGCGGCUGGAAAAUCGUACUUGUGUGGCUGUGCUAUAUACCUUGUGCCAGCCAGCCUGACACAAGAAAAAACACCUGGCAAUAGUCCUCCUUGGGAUUGUCCUCUGACCACUUCAGUAGCAGGCAUGAGCAUUCAUUGAAUUUGGUGAAGUAUGUUACCAAAUACAAAUGUUUAAAAGUGAGGUGAGUAAAGGCUUGGUGUAGUAGCCUAAGAUAAUGGGUGCCUCUUGAAGCUAGUGCAGGUAUUAUAUACAUAAUAUACAUAUAUAAUAUGCAUUAUAAGCUCUACCGGUGAAAGGUAAAGGACCCCUGACAGUUAAAUCCAGUCGCAAACGACUCUGGGGUUGCGGCGCUCAUCUCGCUUUACUGGCCGAGGGAGCCAGCAUUUGUCCGCAGACAGUUUUUCCAGGUCAUGUGGCCAGCGUGACUAAGCCACUUCUGGCGAACCAGAGCAGCGCACGGAAACACCGUUUACCUUCCCGCCGGAGUGGUACCUAUUUAUCUACUUGCACUUUGACGUGCUUUCGAACUGCUAGGUUGGCAGGAGCAGGGACCGAGCAACGGGAGCUCACCCCUUCAUGGGGAUUCGAACCACCGACCUUCCGAUCGGCAAGCUCAAGGCUCAGUGGUUUACACCACAGUGCCACCUGCACUCUACUGGAGCCUGAAACAAAGCACUGAACUUGGUAUUAAAACUGGAAUUCAGUGUAAUGAGAAUUUGUGGAGGGUUUUUAAACAUUUGUGCUUGGAAAAGGUAUGCGUGAGAGUGUGUGGACUGCGGAUAGGAUAAUCUCAGAAGCCAGAGCAUUUCUAGAAUAACUCUUCCGGUGAUUUGAGAACAGGGCUUCUUUAGAGAAACCAGACUAAAUCAAGCUCAGUGAGACACAUAAUCAUAAAAUCAGUUGUAGCAUUGUUGACGAGAAUGGCUUGUUUUACUUUCAGACUCCAAGACAAAGUCCAAGAAACCAUAGAAGCGCUCCGACUGGCAGGUAUUAAAGUGUGGGUGCUCACUGGCGACAAGCACGAAACCGCUGUCAGUGUCAGUUUAUCUUGCGGACACUUCCAUAGAACCAUGAACAUCCUGGAACUUGUGCAACACAAAUCAGACAGUACAUGUGCAGAGCAGCUGAGGCAGCUAGCCAGAAGGUAAAAUGCUGUGCUGUGUCUGGGUGGAUAACGUUAACAGCUCUUAAUGCAGAACUCUCUCGAUACGUAAAUAAGCCAGUCGCUUUGCAUCUCCCGUCUUUCCGGCAUGACUCUUCACCUGAUGCUAACAAGCCUGUUGCUUUGGGAAAGGAGAGGGAAUCUUUGUCCUUCAGGUUCUUUUGAGGAUUUGGUCUUAACAAAAAGGGGUGGGGGUUAGGAACGGAUUGCAAGCAGUAACAUUUCCUCCUUCCCUUGUUAGAAUAGAGGAGGACCAUGUAAUCCAGCAUGGGCUGGUGGUGGACGGGACCAGCCUCUCCCUCGCACUCAGGCAGCAUGAGAAGCUCUUCAUGGAAGUCUGCAGAAAUUGCUCUGCCGUCCUGUGCUGUCGCAUGGCGCCUCUGCAGAAAGCAAAGGUAAUUUGCUUAGGUUGCAGGGUCAUCUGGCAGCCACGAUCUGCUGUGGAGGUGCCCUCAACACUUGUAGCAUCCUCUGUUAUUUAUUUAAUGCCUUGCUAAUGGACUGGUUGGGACACGGGUGGCGCUGUGGGUUAAACCACAGAGCCUAGGACUUGCCGAUCAGAAGGUUGGCGGUUUGAAUCCCCGCGAUGGGGUGAGCUCCUGUUACUCGGUCCCUGCUCCUGCCAACCUAGCAGUUCAAAAGCACAUCAAAGUGCAAGUAGAUAAAUAGGUACCGCUCCAGCGGGAAGGUAAAUGGCGUUUCCAUGCGCUGCUCUGGUUUCGCCAGAAGCGGCUUAGUCAUGCUGGCCACAUGACCCGGAAGCUGUACGCCGGCUCCCUCGGCCAAUAAAGCGAGAUGAGCGCCGCAAUCCCAGAGUCGGCCACGACUGGACCUAAUGGUCAGGGGUCCCUUUACCUUUACCUAAUGGACUGGUUGAGAGCCAAACAGCAGCAUAGCCACUCCCUUCCUAUCUCCCAUUCUAGUACUCUAUACUGACGUAGUCUCUCGCACUUGAAUGGUUAUAGAGCAAGCCUGAAACAUGCGAAAACAUUACAGCCCACAUUCUUACUUUAGGCAUCAAAAAUUAGACUUCCAGCUACCAUCCAAGAAUACAUUACUCCCUUAAUCUGCGUCCGGAGAACAGAGAUGGUAGGUCCUUACCCCAAGGAGCUUAAAAGUAUAUUUUUUAAAAAAUGUAUUCAAGCUGUAAUCACUGUCCUACUGACUUUGCUAAUGGCAUUUUGUUAUUUGAGCAGCUCCACAAAAAACCCCAAAAGGCAGUACUUGGGGUUCCAUUUUUAAAACCCUGUUUUUCUGUACAGGUGGUGCGGCUGUUGAAAACCUCUCCAGAGAAGCCUAUCACGUUAGCUAUAGGAGAUGGAGCUAACGAUGUGAGCAUGAUACAGGAAGCUCAUGUUGGGAUAGGUAAGAGCCUUCUCGUUGUGCAGUUCUAUCUAGGUUUUUUGUUUUGGAGUCUUCAGAGUCUCCUUGCAUUCAAUAAGCGGAGUUAUGAUACGUAUCUGCUCUGUGCACGAAAGACCUGGGGGAUAAACAAGAGGCUCUGUCUGCACACGGAUGACAUAUAAAAAUGUAUUUAUAGCUCCUUUUUAGCCAAGGUUUUCUUCUAAAGAGGCUUACAAUUUUUAAAGCAAAGGUAUGAUAUAGUUUAGAGCAGCCUUCCUCAGCCUGGUGCCUGGCUUGGGCUGAUGGGAGUUGUAGCGCAAAACAUCCAGAGAGCACCCAGUUGAGGAAGGCUGAUUUGGAGGGUAUGCUGGGGGGGGGGGAGGCAGUAUCUUCUGACCCCUGGGAAUAUAUGACCCAGUCCAGGUUCUCCCAGAGGGACGUGACGGAAGGGGCUGGCAGAUGGUGAAAAUGCCAGUUUGCAGCCCUUCCAUUGACCUUCAGGUUCCUGGCACCAAAAAUAAAAUAGGGGAAAAUACCUAUGUAAAGAAGUGGGGGGCGGGGGGAGCAUACGUGGGACUUCAGUUUGUGUGUCCUUACUUUGUAGACGCUUGGCUUGCUUUCCACUCCAUUGAUUUAACCUUCGUAUUGUGCUCAAAGCAGCUCACAGUAAUGGCAAUGACAUGGGGGUGGGUCCAAGAUGGCAACGGCUUAGCAAGCAGGCUUCGGAGCUCCGCAGAUAACAGGACUAUAAUUAGCAUUGACUGCCACCCAGGGAAGUAAUUUUUCCUUUUUUACUUCUCUACUUUUUAACUUACUGAGAGUCUAACAGCACCUUCUUGUCUAUGCUAUGAGAAACAUCCUGGGCAAGUUCUGUGAAGCAUCCUGGGCAGGCCGCCAGCUGCUAGCUAUUAACCACCAACUCCCUUCUAUACUUUGUCCCUGAAACUCCUGGCAGUCUCCACACAGAGAAGCUCUUAAAUUGAACAAACUGAGCACUUUCUAUUCUUUUCUCUCUUUUUUGGUUGGGGAAACCUCUCCUUGUUUACUCCCCACGGUGACGCUAUGCCUGCUAGUAAACGCCACAGGGACCCAGAGGAUGUAGCUCUCUCACCGGUUCCCAAACAAUCUAAAAUAGAGGACUUUUUAAACAAAUCUGCUUUUACAGUUCCAACAAAAAAACGGUUUUCUCCUCUUGAAGAUGAUUGUGAGUGUGUGGAGAGUAUUCAAGGUGAGAGCGUGGAACUGGAUCCAGCAAUGGGGCAAGCUGAUCCUGUGCUCCUCAGAGAGGAAGGAAUAACAAGUAGGGAGAGCACCCAAUUAACUCUAAUUGCAAGAACGGUUGAGCAUAUCUUCCAGCAAAUUAGAGGUAUUGCCUCUCAAAUAACCCAGUUAUCCAAAGAGGUCCACAGUUUAUCAGUUAAUAACAAGCAGGCAUCAACAGAACACCAUAAUACCAAAGGAAAUUGGCGACAACAAGAGCAGACCCCUAAGCUCAACAUAGAACGUGCAGAGGCUCUUAAAACAAACUCUUCUUAUUUAAUCUUCCAACCAAAAAAUAUCUGCAUGACAAUUUGUGGAAGGCCAGAUCAAACGCCUAGCUGGAAAGGUGCCCAGCGUUCCAAACGACAUUUAUCAGACUUACUUGGCAUUGGACUUACAGAGAUCAACCUCGUUAGGACUGAACUCUUGAUUACCACAAAUCAAAGCCAAAAAAUUAUGUUAACUUUUUCCUGUACUAGACUGCCCUCACUAAUUCACAAGCUGAAAUUCAGAUUGUCAAGCAGAGGAGUUUUUCCAACCCGGGUAUUUCGCAAUUCUAUUGUUGCACCCUUAUGUAAGAUGACUGCUGCUUCAGAGGGGCUCACAAAACCAAAGCCUGGAUCCCCAAUGGAAGUAAUAACAUCACAAAAAAACUUGGCAGGUGGGGAGGAAACAGACAUACCUGAGUUGAAUCCGCAGGAUCAUGCCCAACAUCAAAAUAACCAGGUGAGCCAAAAGGAACAGCCGAUUCCUCAUCUUCAGGAAUCUGAGCACUCUGUAAAUCCUUUGGAAGAGGAUUUUCUCAGCUCCUUUAGGAAUCUCCCUCAGGAAGAGCAACAAACAGUUAUCAAGAGGCUUGAUCUUAUGAGCCAGACAUUGAAAGAGAUUAAAGAACCGGAGGCAGCGAUUGAUAAUAGAUCCAAUGACCACAACAGAAUGAUAACUAUAGAACCACCGGAGUAUUGGACAAAGAUGAGAUAUUUAGAAGAGGAGGAGUCAGGAAAUACACCCAAGAAAUCCCCAUUGGCAAACAAUUUGCAAAGAAAAGGCCCAGUGAUUACAAAUGUGAGCACUUUAUGUACGACGACUGAAAUAAUUGAACAUCUGGAUUAUUCCACUAGCAUUAGCAAUAACCUGUUGCCUCAAAAACUGGUAAACUCCGAGAGCACAUCGGCCAACAAUUGACUAAGAGUAAAUCACUGUAAAACAAUUAAACUUCUCUCAUGGAAUGUAACAGGGUGGACGAACAAGAUCCAAGACAGUGAUUUCUGUUCUUAUCUACAAACACAUGAUAUCAUCUUUCUUCAAGAAACCUGGGCAAAAGAGGGCACUAUGGUUGAAUUACAGGGUUUUACAAGUUACACUCAACCAGCUCUUAAAACUGAAAGGAUGGAAGGUCUAGUGGGGGGCUGGCGGUGCUGGUGUCAACCUCUCUUAAUGUAUCAAUUCAACAGUGUCCCUUGUUGACCACCCCUAAUUUUUUAGUGUUGUCCCUUUCUGAUAGUCUCCUGAGAAAUACUUAUUGCGGGGGGCCACUAGGGGGCGCAUUGGAAGAUGGCCAACAAUACCAUGUCUCCGACCCACACGGGGUACAGUGGUGCCUCGCAAGACGAAAAGAAUCCGUUCUGGGAGUCUCUUCGUCUAGCGGUUUUUUCGUCUUGCGAAGCAAGCCCAUUGACGGAUUAGCGGAUUAGCGCUAUUAGCGCUAUUAGCGGCUUUUAGCGGCUUUUAGCAGCUUAUCAGCUUAUCGGAUAAGCAGAUAAGCGGCUUAGCGACUUAGAAAAGAGGGGAAAAGGAAAAAAAACAACCAGGAACUCGCAAGACAUUUUCGUCUUGCGAAGCAAGCCCAUAGCAGAUUCGUUUUGCGAGGCACCUCCAAAACGGAAAACUCUUUCGUCUAGCGAGUUUUCCGUCUUGCGAGGCAUUCGUCUUGCGGGGCACCACUGUAAUUAAGAGGCUGUUAUGGGAGUAGGCAGCCUCCCUUGUUGCCCCAAGGAAAUGGGGAACACUGCCCUUGCCUGCUGUGCCCAUAAAUCACCCCCUAAUUCGAAAGAAGGGGGUGAGGGCCCUAGGCAGAAUGCCCUCGUGUGGACAUUGGCUCUCCUGGACGCUGUCUCUGAUCGCGCACUAGUUGCAGCAAUUUGGAAUAAUUAAUUACAAAAGAAGCAAAUGCACAUAUUUCAAGUGAAGAAGGGGAGUGAAGUCUGCUAAUUUAAGUGACCUCUGCAAAAGAAGACGACGGGAUGGAGAAACAGGAAUAUUUUACGAUGAAGAUACACCAAAGGCGGGGUAUGUUGACAAUGGGGCUGAAUGGGGGGGACGGACCUUUUUUACUUUCCUUCUAUGUGAUUUACAAGAACCCCUCCUCAUUAGAACCGUCGGUUGAACUGACCCAAGCAGGAUGAUUAAGUUCUGUGUGGAGAUAAACUUUAACCAAAAGUAUGCUUUAUGGAGACCGAGAAGCAAUAAGAGCUUUUGGGAAUGUCGCAGCAAUUAAUUCGGGGUCACCAUCUUGCCAAAGGAAUUAUAGCCGGGAGGAAGAACAGAUUUGUUUUCAGACUGCAUUCCUAGUGAAUCUCCUCAGAGGUUUUGAGAAAAGGAGGCAGAUUGGUGAAGAUUAAUGACGCUAUGACUGUUUUGAUGUAUGGAAGUGAUGUUAUAUGGAAAACGUCUGGAUAUGGCUACUGGAUAAAAAAAAUAAUAUCCACACAGGAUUACAAACUGUUCUAACCAGCUUGCGGAGACUAUCAGAGGUCACAAAGAGAAAGGGAAAAUAUAUGAAAAUAACAACAAGAGAUGUGGAAAAAUAAUAAGAAAGGACUGGAUAGUACUGUGAACAUCAUAAGGUUAGAUUUGUGGACAUUAAAACAGCAGUAAGAAGCAAGAAGUUGAUUGGAUCCCUUCGGAACUUGAAACAUGGGUACCCCCAACAAAAAAUUAAAAUUCGGCUGUGUAAUUUGGAAUUUAUGUAAUUUGGUUUGAUUUGAUAUGAUUGGUCGGUUAAUAAAAAAUUAUUCUUAAAAAAAAGAGAGAGAAAUACUUAUUGCAUAUGUGUGUAUAUACCUCCAGUAAAGUCUUGUGGGGAACUGAGAUCAUAUUGGGAUAAACUUGACCAACUACUCGAAAGUAUAGACUCUCUGUCACCUAACCCUCGGUUUAUCUUGGGGGUGACUUCAAUGCCCGGAUCGGCCUUGUUUCCCCACAAAAUACAAUAUUAUCUGGUCUAAACUUGGAGGACGAACCUGAAAUCUGUCAGAGGGCAGCAAUGGACACCACCUCUAAUCGCGCUGGGAAACAUCUUUGUGAACUUACAAUAAAGCAUAACCUUUUGUUAUGCAAUGGGCACGGUCAAGGGGAUCAAGAGGGUUAUUUUACUUUUAUCUCCCCCAGAGGAUUUACUAGCACCAUAGAUUAUAUCCUAAUAUCUAAUAAUGUGCUGGUUAACCGAGAUACCUUCAGGAUAAUUCCCAGAGCUGAAAGUGACCACUUUCCACUUGAGUUAUCUCUGACAUUAUUCUUUUCUCCUGCCUUUCCUAAAUUAUUGGAUGAAACAGAAUAUCUGAUACUUGGAAAUAGAAGGUUAAAAUGGAAUGCACAGGUCCAAGAAAAAAUGAUUCAGAUCCUGGAUUCCCAUGAAUUUGCUUUAUUAAAGGGGGAAAUGUUGUUAGAAACAGGAAAUUGUAAUUGGACUUUAUGAGAACAUAAUCAACCGAAUGCGCCCACUGAUGACCACAGCUAGUGUGAUAAAAAACAAAAAGUUUAAGAGACAGACUUGGUUUGAUAAGGAAUGUCAGAAUAGCAAAAAAUGCCUAGCUAGGGUACUUAGAAAAUUGAAGUUAAAACAGGAUAAGCACAAUCUUGCCCUACAAGCUGAGGUAGCCCAGUUACGAAACAACUAUAAAUUAUUACUUAAAAGCAAGAAACAAAUAUAUUAUGAACCACAGUGGAAAGAAUUGGGAGAUGCAGCACUUCAGAAGGACUCACGGAAAUUUUGGCAUCUGGUUGCCCAAGGCACAAAUGGGAUGGGCUACUUGUUAGAAGCAUCUGUCCAAGGAAAGGAUUGGGUGACAUAUUUUACAGAAAUAUAUGGCCCCUGUCCUGACCUACCCCCACAAGUUUACUAUACUCAGUUAUCAGAACUGCCAGAAUGGCCAGACGUCACGCCCAAUCAGAUUAAGAGGCUAAUCGCAAGCCAACUAGCUAAUAAAGCUCCAGGAGAAGAUAUGAUCCCAAUGGAGAUCUAUAAGAUAAGACCUGAUUUCUGGUCACCCAUAUUUGCAAAAUUGUUUUCAUACAUUAACAGCUCAGGUCAUAUACCUGAAGGGUGGAAGUUGAGUAUAAUUGCCCCAAUAUAUAAAAAGGGCGAUAAGAAAAACCCUGCGAAUUAUAGACCCAUUAGUUUGUUAGAUGUAGCCUCCAAACUAUAUGCCAGGCUCCUUCUUGGGAGACUAGAAGAAUGGGCAGCUACAAAUAAGGUGAUAUCUGAAGUCCAGGCAGGUUUCCAAAGAGGGAAAUCCACAUUGGACCAGUGCUUUGUGCUGAACUUUCUGCUAUGUAAAUACAUCCAUAAUUUGAAGCAAAAAUUAUAUGUUGCUUUUAUCGAUCUAAAGUCAGCUUUUGAUACGGUCCCAAGACGCGCAUUGUGACAAAAAUUGGAAAAGACAAAUAUAGACCUCCGUCUAUUAUUUCUCAUCAAAACAUUAUAUACUGACACAAGUAAAGGUGGAUCUGGCUGGCCAUCUCACCACUAUGAAGACCACUACUGGAGUCAAACAGGGAUGCAUUUUGGCACCUUUCCUGUUCAAUUUUUAUAUUAAUGACAUGGUUAAAGAACUGGAGGGCCUACAGUUUGCCCCUGUCACAAUUCUCGACCAAAAACUCUCAGUUUUAAUGUAUGCUGAUGACCUAGUACUUGUAUCUAGAACCCAGGUGGGCCUGAGACGGCUGCUUGCAAAAUUAAGUUCAUAUUGCAUGAGGAAUGCUUUAUCUAUAAACUAUGAUAAGACGCAGGUCAUUGUAUUUGGGAAGCGUUCUAAAAAGCAUGUUUGGCACCUGGAUGAACACAUCAUAAACCAAGUAAAUGGCAAUGACAUUGAAAAUUAGCAAACAUCACAAUCACUAUAAUAGUAUCAAAAAUGCAGUAGCAUACAAAUAAAGCAACAAAAAAACCCAUUGAUGAAUUAAUACAAUUCAAUACACACUUGCAACCAUUCAGAAUGCCAGAAGGAGGUGCUGAGCGCCAGCCCUUUUCUGUAGCACUACAGCAUCUGUAAGACAGUUCAUAGAGUUGGGCAGAAUCUGUUCUAGAAGACCAUUUACACAGAGAAAAUACUACGCCAGUAUUUUCUUGCAAAAAUUAGAAGCCUUCAUUUUUAUUCACCUACUUGCUCUCACACAGUGAUGCUAAUUACAUGUGGCCUUUUUAUUUCUAAUCCAAACCAACAGGCAAGUGAUUUUUUAGAAACUUGUACUACAUAAAUUGAGUUUAUUCUCGAUUUAUAAAGGAUACUGAGCAUUAAGGAACUGAGCAUUAAUGGGCUUCUUGUUGUUAUUAAAAGCCCCAGACUAGAUGACAACAACAACAACAACAACAACGCCUUACACAUUCAAGACCUGACUCUUCUAGUCACUUUUCCCAGUUGCUUGUGUUAGUUUUACUGUGUUUCAGGCUCCUGCCCUUGAAUUUUGCGUGCCUCGGGGGCAGGUGAUAAAGUCACCUUAAUUUUUCUUUUCUCCAUAUAUUACAGGUAUUAUGGGUAAAGAAGGAAGACAAGCUGUAAGAAACAGUGACUAUGCAAUUGCAAGAUUUAAAUUUCUUUCCAAAUUACUUUUGGUCCACGGCCACCUUUAUUACAUUAGAAUAGCAACCCUUGUACAGUACUUUUUUUACAAGGUAAGUUCCUGCAGAUCAUGACUGCAUCUUCCUGUUGCUAGAAACAUUUUCUUCUGAUGGUACUUCCUUAAGGUUAACUGCACCAGGUGGAAGAACAUUCAGAAACACCUAAACAGGACCUCAGUUAACCAAACACAUAACUUCAGAAGUUAUCCACUGCUGGUCUUUUAAGGACUCUGCAUUGCCACACACAUCAUUCAAAGCUAUAAUAUGCAAUUGUCUUCAGCAUGGUACUUUGCAUUCUUAACAUUUAUUGGCAGAGCUGAGAUACCUUUAACUGACUCAGUCUGGAACUUUCUUAUGUUAGAGAAGGAAAUUUUCCUGUUUCUUCUUCUUCUUUUGCUCCAUCCUGCAUUGUUCAAGAACGCCCUCUGGUUUUCCAGAUAAGCCUUUUGGGGUUUGCAGAUGGGAUAAGAGUAUGGUAACUUCCCUUCCCUUAACUUGGGAUUCAAGCUGAAAAUGAUUGUCAUUUAAACGGCAUGGUUUGCAAACCAGGUAGUUUCAGUACAGUAGUAUUGUGUCAUGGGUCGGGGGUUACAUUCCAGGAAUGGCACAUCUACGCAAAAAUUGUGUAUGUACUUGAACCACCCCCAUAUGGUGAACCUUACCUUCCAAGCAAGGCAGAGAGCUUUCCAGCUUGCCAGCUUGCUUUCCAGGCUCUGGGAUGCUCUCGCAAGAUCUCACAGGGCCAUUCGAGUUCCUGUGAAAUCUCACAAGAGCACCCCAGAGCCCAGGAAAUAAGUAUGAGAGCGUAACAGCUCUUUCCACGCCGGGAAAACCCAGUGCAAAAGGAGCUUUUAAGCUCUCUGCCUUGUGUGCAAUUAAUUUUUAGCAUCUGAGCCGGCCAGCUUUCAACCACACAAGGUUGAAAUUGUGCAAGUUCAUCGUGCACAAGAUGUGAUCAUAUUUUACCUAGUUUUAUAAGGUAACUGUGGCUUCCAUGUGAUGGACACAUAAUGAAAAACCAUGGUCAAUAGACAAGGAAGGAGGGAUCCUGGGGGGGAGGGAGGAGGCAGGGUCCACGUGCUCUCUAUUUGUAAACCAUAAUUGUCAGAGCUGUUAAGGCUUCACUCUAGUGUAGACUUAGGACCUGAGAUUCUUUAUUUGGUAAUGGAAACGAUGGUAUCUGAGAGCAUUUUAGUGUAUCAUGAAUAUUACCCACAUUAGAACUUUCCUUUUUAGUCCAACCAGUGUGUCCUAGCUAGCUGUAUCUUAUUACCCUGAUCCUGAAUUCGAUAGUGUCCAAGAUUAAAAAUCUGUGUAAGGUUGGGAUUUGCUCUGUUCCUCCCAGGAUUCCUAAUUGAACAUUAUGGCUAGUGGCCUAUAUAAACUUAGACCCAUUUCAAUAUCCAUGAUAUGCUGUACUUGCUUGGUGUCGCCUAACUGGUUCUGCUUCACUUUUUGUUUUCCAGAAUGUGUGCUUUAUUACACCACAGUUUUUAUAUCAAUUCUUUUGCUUGUUUUCACAACAAGUAAGUAUUCAUUUGAAUGUUUCUUCCAGUUCCCCACCCCACCCCAAUGCAUUUAUGGGUGGAUAUAGAGAAGUGAGAGAAAGAAAAAUAGAAUAUUUUAUAUUGUACGAUAGCUAAAACAGAAUGACUGUUCCUACAGCCAGAUAACCCUUAAGUAUCAUCUUGGUCCCUGACAUGGUGAGCUCUUGUUGCUCGGUCCCAGCUCCUGUCGACCUAGCAGUUCGAAAGCAUGUCAAAGUGCAAGUAGAUAAAUAGGUACCGCUCUGGUGGGAAGGUAAAUGGCAUUUCUGAACCUCAGAGUCGUUCGCGACUGGACGUAACUGUCUGGGGUCCUUUACCUUUGCCUUUAACAUCUUGGUAUCACUUCUCUUCUCUAUCCCCCCUCCCUUUUUUUGUCUAUCUACCUUUAAAAUUAUCAUUUGUAAAGUCAUAGAAAUAUACAAGAACUUGUCUGUGUCUGUGGGGAAGAUUUUUAUUUUCAAUGUGAAAAUAGCCUCAAGGGUCAUUAAAGACUUUGCCCUACAGAAUGAGAGAUGCACAAAGUGAAGUGAUACCCAUCUUUGUACCAGUUGGUUGGGUGCCAACCUUUUUCCUUUCUCUGAGGUGUUAGGGUCUACGAGAAACUUCAAAAGAGGUAGACUUGUGCUAGGAAGCUGAAAACACAUUUAGAGCAUGAUGAACUCGUAACAUUCACUAGUUCUUGUGGUUUGAAGCAUCACUGUAAGUAAGCUGCAGAGAGGGAAUGGGGGCAUAUUGGUUUUGUGGUGUAUCUUUGACGUUAUAGAACUGGAUGCCUUUUGGUUUUAUAGAAAUAAAACCUGGCUUUUGAAAUUGCUCGCAACCGAGCACUUUUGACUCUUAAGUCCUGUCUCCUGUUUCUGCAUUUCAGAACCACUAAUUCCCCUCCUUUCCUGCUUUUCAGACUCUGUAUGACAGUGUGUACCUGACUUUGUACAACAUUUGUUUCACCUCCCUGCCGGUCCUCAUGUACAGUCUUUUUGAACAGCACGUGCAUCCCCAUGUAUUACACAGCAAGCCAACGCUGUAUCGGUAAGCAUGCUCUCCUGGGGGGAGGGGUGUGCUUAAUAAAUUAGUAAUGGGGCACUCCCCCACCCCCACCCCACCUCAAGUGGUAGAAAAACAGUGGCACCAGAAGCUGUUAAAAGCACCAGUACUAGAUGAUCCCAGCCUGCUUGUUUCGAUGUAACUGGCAGAUAUUCUUGUGAACACUGAAUAACUGAAAAGUGGAUGAGCCAUAGUCAGUCAUCAAAGCAAAUACAGUGGUACCUCUGGUUACGAAUGCUUCUGGUUACGAAUGCUUCAGGUUAUGAGAUCCGCUAACCCGGAAGUAGCUGCUCCUGGUUAUGAACUUUGCCCCAGGAUGUGAACAGAAAUCACGUUACCAGAGGUCCCAUUAGCAAAAGUGCGCCUCAGGAUAAGAAUGGUUUCAGCUUAAGAACGGACCUCCGGAACGAAUUAGUUUUGUAACCAGAGGUACCACUGUAUAUAGUUUCCACAUGGAAGAUUCCUUGCUCAGUCUAGCCAUCUCCCGUUUAUGACGGCAGGACUGGGCUGAGACUGUUGCAAAGAAGGGGAGGCAACACUAGGCUAAAUGAGUCCAAGGGUCAGGCUGUAACUCUGAGACUAGGGAGCCCCUGGCCCUCCAGAUGUUGCUGGACUGCAACUCCCAUCUGCCUCAGCAUGGUCCCAAACCUGAGAGAUGAUGGGAGUUGUAGUUCAGCAACAUCUGGAAGAGCCACAGGUUCCCCACCCCUUGCUAUAAGGCACCCACACGCUGGCGAGGUCAGUUUUUAAUAACGUUCAGGAACAUUUGUGUCGGUGCAGGGAACACCAAAAAGCUGUCCUUUCCUCUCCCUUCUCUGAUAGUAUGACAGAACAUCUUCUCAUCUAUUUGACAGAAUGACACUCAGAAUACGCAAAAUAGUUUUCUUUGCUUGGAAAACUAUUGAACCUGCCAUGGUACUUUUCAUUCUUCAAAUCGAGUACGAAGUAAAACUUCAAAAUCAAAUGUCAGGAUGGAUAGCUGGCUGCCUUCAUUUGUUGAGGGAGGUCAGUCACAGAUGUUUCCAUUCCGCUCCGAAAACUAAGGAGACGCUACCUUAACAUUUGAAUCCUAGGUUUUGUUAAUUUAAGAAUUUUGCUAGAGAAUGCCAAGAGAUUUUUUUUGAGAUAUUGGGCUGAACCACAUCACCACAGAGCUGCAAAAGCUAAGAACCUGUGAAUCCCUCUGGUUUCAAAGCUUGAAAUGUACUGCUUGAUCUGUUAAAAGGCCAGUUUAUCUGUUUAAGUCCUGGCUCCCAUAAAUUCAUCAAUCAAGCCAAUUGUAUUUUGACAAAUGGGGGAAACUGGCUCAUUGGGGAAUGUUCCUGGAGGCUGCAAGGUCAGUACAUCAUUUAAUUUUGCAGCGACGCUAUCAGAUGUUUAUCUCAGGUGGCUAGAGAACGUUUUUAUGGUUUUACCAGAAGAGGUGCUCUCUGAUGCAAUGGUGAUUGUAUCUCAAGUGCAUACAGAAUUAAAAUGGGCUUUCUGUUAAUUGGAAAGUAGCAGUAAAGGCCUUGUAUCCUUUUUUCCCUUUACAGAGACAUCAGUAAAAAUGCCCACUUGGGCUUUAAACCUUUCCUUUACUGGACCUUCCUGGGAUUCGUUCAUGCUUUUGUUUUCUUCUUUGGCUCAUAUAUUCUGAUGGGAGAAGACACUUCAUUGCUGGGAAAUGGCCAGGUAAGGUAGAAUGCACACUUACGAUAGAGAAAUCACAAUCACCUGUAACGUUUCUGGGAAGUUUAUGUUCCAUCAACGACAAAAUCACUUGUUAGGCAUAUUUAAACCAUGGGUGUCUUAAGCUAUUUAAAUAUGGUUUUCUGUAGGCUUUGACCUCUCAUGCAGCCGGGGCUAAAUCAACCAUUGUUGUAAGUGUGCAAAAGCAUAUGGUGGUCUUCUAAACAAGAAUAAUGUGAGGGUACCUCCACGGGGAUAACACAGAGAUCUUGUUCUUGAGCUGCCCAGAUCAUAGCAGAGCAUAAUGGUCUUUUGUGUUUAUCAUGUGGCGGUUAGUCCAGUCUCUUAAUUCCAGCUGUUUGGAAAUGUUAAAAAUGCUGUUGGCUUGCCCAACUUGAGGAUCACUAUGUCAAUGCACUCAGUGCCUUGAUAUGGUGGCGAAUAACUCAAAAUAUUUUUACAGAGCACUUAACUGUGUUAAUUGGGCUGACAUAUGUUCUCUCUAAUCCUUACGGGGUGAUUGCAUUACUCUUUCCUGUAUUGCAAAUUGGAUGUAGGUGGGUUGAGAGGUUGGGAAUUACAUUAAGGCUACCUGGCAAGUUUAUGGGGGAAGUGCCAUCGGAACAAGGACUUUAUAACUUGGUCACAACAUUUAUUCCAUUUAGCAGUGAAGGAGGAUUGUGUCGGCUUUCCUCCUUGUCUGUGCAUGCAUAGGAUCGGGGAGUGGCAAUUAGUGGUGGCGUCCCACAACAGAAUUCAGCAACUUGGUUCUGUGCUAUCCAUGUCAUUGCAGCAAAAUUCACCUAUUGCUGGCAGUUGCCAGCAACCUUGGUACCAUAGCUGAACUAAUUCAGUAGUCAGUUUGAGCCUCCAGGCACUCCUUUUUCGGUUGCUUCCUAGGCCGUUCGUAGCCUGUCCACAUUGAAAGUGAGACUGAGGGUUUUGAUGGUCCACGUCUGCCACAAUAAAAAUAACUCUAGCGUACAGCUUGGCUUCACCCUGUCAAGCGAUAAGGAGGAGUUUGGCCAUGCAUCAGCUGUGGCUAAAUGCUUAUUUGUUAUCAGUCAUAGUUGCACUGCAGGCAGAGUUUCUUUUCCCUCCCCAUGAGAUCCUUUUAACCAACCUGAAAUCUGCGGCAGAAUGGGACACAGUGGUUUCAACCAAGAAUUUUGUCACGGUUGAAGCUAAGAGAGAAUGUUUUUUCUGUGAAUGUCUCUGCCUCUCUCUUGCUCUCUCUCCUCUCUAUCUCCUCUGUCUCUCUUUCUAAUUCAUAGCCUUACUCUGUCAUACUGUACUUCAAUUUGAUCUUUUAGUUUUCUUUCCCCCCCUUUUUUCACGCUGUGCAUGUCAUCAGAUAUUGAAAUCUAACAGGCAAAUGGUAAGAGUCUGUGUUGUAGGAAGAGCGAUACAAAAAUCAGCAGAUACAGUGUCUUUGUAUCUGUGGUGAAGAAUGCAGCAUGUAUCCUCCAUGAAUACAUUCAAAAAUAAAUGGUGGCAAGAAGUUGUCUGUCUGUGUCUCACUUCAGGUGACAGCGGCACCGUGUGAUGGAUAGGCACUUUAUGUGUUAAGUGUAAUUUUCCUCUAGAAGUACUUCUAUAUUAUAAUCCUGGAACAGAUGAAGAAACCCUUGUACUAAACCCAGUAUUAAAGGACUAUCUGUGUAAACAGACUGACAGUGUAUUUCUUACAAUGCUGAGCACAGAGCAGAUGAGCAUAACUGCUGCACAAGUGUGGGCUGCUUCUCUUCAUCUCCCCCAUCCAAAAAAAUUGUUGCUGAUUUCGGAUGUUUACCGUCGUUUAGCGCUUCUCCGUGGAAUAGUAUCACCAUAGCCACAAGCUGUUGGUCAGAAGUGCCUCCUGCUUGCUUGCUUGCUAGGGGGAGUCUUUGUGGACAAGUCGUCCAUUCAGUGGUUUUUGGGUGAGGGCAGGACACAGGCCACACUUUAGGUGAGCCCAGCAGUGCUCCUGGUUUUCAGUUUUUGGUAGCUCUCAAGAGGGUUUGCUGUACAAUUCUUAGGGAGAACUUGGAAGGGCAAACCAAGAAAUGGGGUGUGGGAUAAAUUUCCUCUUUAGGAGACUAUGGUGCCUUCAUAUUGAGCAUCUCAACAAAUAGGCCUCAUAGUUGCCGUGUGUUCCUUUCUUUAAAGCAGCUAUUGUGUUGGGGCUGAAGAUGCCCAGCCAGCAACUUUCAUGUACUUGGUUUCCUCCAGUGUGUGGCUAAGGGGUGAAGUGAAGAUCCCUUCCUCCUCUAUAGGUUUCCAUUGAAUACAAUUUAGUAGAAUAUUCUUUCCUUCCUUGUACAUUUCUGGCUAGAGUCUUUCAUUGUCUCCAUUCUGGUAAUCCUCGGAAUGACCCGUGAGAUGAAAUGCAUCUUCUCACACCUUCAUCUAAUCUACACAGCAAUAUUUUAAGACUUCAUGGUCAUUAAGGGUAGCAGUUAAAAAUAGGUGGUCAGAUUUUGAUAGCAGAGUCCAGGGAGUAUAUCCCAAAUUCUGAUGAAAACAUCAACAAAGCUAUCUGGUUCAGAUUUAAGAUGGGAGGAUGUGAAUGAUUACCGUAUUUUUCGCCCCAUAGGACGCGCCGCCCCAUAGGACGCACCUAGUUUUAUUUGGGGGGGGGAAUAAAGAAAAAAAAUUAUUCCCCCCCCCCCCGGCACGAGGCUGGCGCGGGGGAAGCCCGAGCUUCCCUCGACCCCAGCCCCCAGAACAGCCUGCUAACCGCAAGCCUAGGGAGCCGCGCUGGUCUCCCUAGGGUUGCGCAGGGCUUCGUGAAGCCUGGAGAGCAAGAGGGGUCGGUGCGCACCGACCCCUCUCGCUUUCCAGGCUUCAGCGAAAGCCUGUAUUCGCCCCAUAGUACGCACACACGUUUCCCCUUCAUUUUUGAAUGGGAAAAAGUGCGUCCUAUAGGGCGGAAAAUACGGUACAUACUUGGAGUGAUUGCAUUUAUUGUAGCAGGAAUACAAAUACCACAACUGAUGGACAUGUGCCUGAAUUCUCUUAGUUCACACUGUUUCUUUCACAAAAGUCUGCACAGCCUUGCUCUAAAUUGUUGUACAGUUGAUCCUUGAAAUAAGUGCCCACCAUUAUUUUUGAGUUUUGCAGGCUCUGGUUUGCAAAAUCUAAAUGUGAUGCUGCAUUGAAAGGAAAAUAUCCCAACCCCAGUAAUUCAAGGCUACUUGCUUUCCCACCGCUGUAGAAUUUUUCAGUAGCCGGGUGUUUACGUAUAAUUGGCUGUCUGGUGGGGAUCUGAAUGUUGUAACUCAUACUCCUCUUCCCUGUUUUGCUUUGCACUUUCCCCUCUUGCCUUACUAAAUAGUUAGCAUUUUGCAUUUCUGUGCUUUCAGUAGAAUUAGUUUGACCAGUGUAGUUGCAUCACUUGUAGCUGCAUUCAUGGGGGCGGGGGGGCGGGGGGGGGAGUUAAAGUAACUUUCAUCUGCUUUAAACACACUGGAUCUUGUUCUUUCUCCUUUCACAGAUGUUUGGAAACUGGACAUUUGGUACUCUGGUUUUCACGGUUAUGGUUAUAACAGUGACAAUGAAGGUAUAGUAACACAGUUGUGACUUUGCUAUGCAUGUUUAAUUGUCUUAGAUUUCCCUAACGGUUUAGAAAGCGAGGCUUUCACGCUCCUUUUCUAGCUUUUUCUUGAAUGUUCAAGAACAACCAGAUUUAGAUGUAAACUAGGGCUGAACUGAAUUAGUCAUUUAACUUCUCACCAUUUCUCAUUUUCACAUUGAAAAUUUCACCUUUCAGUGAGGCCGAGAAAGUAGGCAUCCUGUGUCAAAUACAUUUUUGGAUUUGGGUUGUUUCAAAGGGAUCUCCUUUGGAGUUCUCAGGCAAACUUUAAAAGAAUACACCAGUUGGAAAAAAUGAUGUAGUUCCCUGUGAACCCUAAGAGGAAGUACUGGAAGAACUUGUUCUGCCACCAGCCUAGGCCAAAAGGUGUCAACUUGGGAAAGAAUCCCAGCGUUGCUUUUUUCCAACAACUGCACAGCCUUAUGGUGAACCCCCGUUAAAGAGUGGGGACCAUUUCUUUACUAAUUAAAUGUAUUUUCUACUCGGUGAUUUUUUGCCAACUUUGUUGUCUUCUUUUGCUUUUAGAUGGCUUUAGAGACUCAUUUCUGGACCUGGAUAAACCAUUUUGUUACCUGGGGUUCCAUUGUCUUUUACUUUGUAUUCUCCUUGUUCUAUGGGGGAAUUAUCUGGUAAGUGUGUGUGUGUGUGUGUUUGCAUGCCAACAGAGGAGUCAAUAUCUUGUAGUCUGUGCUAUGUGCAGGGGGUGGGAGGGGAACAUUUGCCAUGAAUGCAGUGAAGUGGAUUGAUGGAAAUAAGUUAAGCAACAGGUUUUAAAAGGUCAGUGAGCAGAAUGCAGGGUCACCGUACAUAUGCAUGUGCCCAAGAAACUUGGAUUGCUGUUACUGGCUCUUUCAAGUACUCCCCUGAGCAGGCAAGUCACAGCCCCAUGGAUCAAAAAAAUGGUGGGUAGUAUUUCAGUGGUAAAUCAUCUAGAUCAGCCUUUCUCAACCCGUGGGUCCCCAGAUGUUGUUGAACUACAACUCCCAUCACCCCUAGCUAGCAAGGCCAGAGCUCAGGGAUGAUGGGAGUUGUAGUCCAACAACAUCUGGGGACCCACAGGUUGAGAACCGCUGAUCUAGAUGCUGUAGAACCAAGGAGCAUCCCAGGACUUGAGUCAGUGAACACGCAUACAUCCCAGCGGUGUGUUAGAUAGCCAUUCCCAAAAUCUGCUCAAAAGACAAAAAAAAGGAGUGAUGACUGGUACCAGAAAUUUUAAGCUACCCCUAGAAAAUAGUAUAAAAUGUGAGUCUUCCGCUACUGGUGCCUUGCUGGGCAGCUGGGGUGUGGCAUUCUGCAUGCUUUUCUGUUUUAGCCAGUGGUAAAAAUUGAUUUGUUCUUGUUCAUUCAUCUGUUUUCCUGUAACUUGUUCUUACUAUUCCAGGCCAUUUUUGCACACCCAAGACAUGUACUUCGUAUUUGUCCAGUUGCUCUCCAGUGGCUCUGCUUGGUUUGCCAUAAUCAUCAUAGUUGUCACUUGUUUGUUUUUCGAUAUUGUGAAAAAAGUACUGUACAGACACCUGCAGCCCACAAGUACAGAAAAAGCCCAGGUAACUUGCACCUACAUGUGGUUUUUCUAACAUUAAAAGAGGAGGCUUUUACCAGGGAGGCCCCCUGCAAGUAUAAUGAACUUUUCUCUGCAUAUGAAACCUUUCCUGCAGUUCUUGGAUGAAUUACUGUGAUGCUGCUGAGCGUAAAAUAGAAAUCUCCUUCUACAUGAAGAUUGUAAAUGGUGCUUUUUCUUUUGUUAGUCUCUUGACUAGAAUGGAAGUGAAAGCGUGAUUAUUGCCAGGGAUGGAAAUUUUCAGUGAUAAAUAUUCUUGCUUAAGGUCUUAUGAAUUCUUCCAGGUACAGUCUAGCUCACUUUACUUUUAGUCACAAGUGGAUCACUGCAACUCCUCACUGAUGAUGAUUUGAUAAUCCACAUGAUUACAGCAUCAAGGGAAGUACUUUCCCCACAAUUUUCAGCUUCUCUUACACGCACAGCACCUUGGAUCAUAGUUCCUGUGCCUGGAUCUGCCCCCAGUAUUUUUCCCUUGCCCCAAGGACAAUGUCCAGAAAAGGCAUGUGUAUGUGAUUGUAAUUCCUCAAGUAACGCCAUGACAGAGCUGAGGCAAUUAUGGAUCUGUUUUGGAUGAGGCAAGACACCGGGAAGCCUGGGCACUAUAAUCUGCAAUGGAUCUGGGGAGAUAGGAAAGUGUCUAAAAUUUGGUUUGUGAACCCGACCCUCUGCAUUUGCCAGAUCACCAGAUACUACACCAGGUUUCCUCUUGAUCCUUGGCAGCCCAAAGUACUCUGUAAUGGCCUCCCGCUGUAGUGCUCCUGUCGUUUUGGGGCUGUGUUUCAGUCCUGUCAGUAGCCACUAGUUCCUGGUUCAUGUUCCGUGGAUUCCGGCAUUUAAGUCAUAGUGGGAGAUCAGCCAUUGCUGACAUGGUAGCAUGUCUUAUAAAUGUGCAUCCUAAGCAUUCAUUCUGAGUCUCAGUUCAAGCUCAGGGAACUUCUUGGCCGGAGCCAUUUGGGCAACAAAUGUGCCCUUUCUAUAUACACACGCACACAUGUGUGCCAAUAUUGCCCGUUAACUAUACAGAUUCACUAUUCUGCAUUCAGCGGAUGGCAGCUGAAUGCACAGUAGAUUCUUCCUUUCCCAGACAAGCAGAGCCAAGUAUGAGAAGAUGAUGUAGAGGCAGCGCUUCCUCUGUGUACAGCCAAACAGUAGAAGGUCCUGUCUUCUAGUGAGUUACAUGAGAAAACCCCUUCCCAGUAGCUUCUUCCUCCUUGAGCAGGCAGUAAAUCACCUGCUGUAAUACUCUGUGCUUGGCAGUCUCCGUGAGCCCUGCCUCGGCCUCUUACAAACUACUCCUGCUAGACAUGACGCAUGGAGAAGCAUCAUGGUGAUUCGUAUUAGGGUGAGGCUUGUGAAGGUUGGUCUCCUGCUGGUAUUUCCCCAUCCCUGGUUUUUGUGUGUGUGAUUAUUUGAUAAACAGAACAAUCCUCUUCUUACAUUCAGGAUGCCACAAAGUCUCAAACUGCGCCAGUGGCUAUUCAGAAUCUGUACUUAACAACUCUGACUUCCACAAUACAGCCCAUUAUAAACAAUGCCUUAAGACCGGAGCAUGUUGUGGCACAGAAUAACACUCUGUCCAAUCAGAGUGACUUGUUUAUUGCUUUGAAUUGUAGGUCUGUAAGCCACAGGAAGCCUCCUCCAGCACUUCCAAUAUCUGUAAUUCAUUUCUUAUUUGUCUUGGAAGUAGACUCCAUAUGCAACUAGCAGGGGGGGAAAUCAUUGGCUUGGAUCCCGUAGAGCAGUGUUUCCCAAACGUGGGUCUCCAACUACAUAGCCCAUCACCCCUAGCUAGCAAGACCAGUAGUCAGGGACGAUGGGAAUUGUAGUCCCCAAACAGCUGGAGACCCACUGUAGGGGCUCCCAGUGUAGGAAAAGCAGGGAGACCCCAGUUCACUCUGCAGCUCUUGGCACCAUCUUCCAUGUUGUUUGUGGGGGAGUACCCAACCCUCUGGGGCCGCUUUUCAUAGGAGGAAAGAAGAAUUGGCGAAAAUUGCUUUUCUCCAGCAGGUAUUCCCUACAAGCAGAACGCAGUUCACAGGAAGCCUGGAUCCAGCCCAGGGUGUGUGAAUCAUUGUUUUGUGCUUUAGGAAUUCAGUUCCAUUUAGAUGUUUAUUUUCCUCAGCUUAAACUUGGUAGGCGGUCCAUUAACCACCUGUGAUGCUGUACAAGGGGCAGUUGCUAGGAAAGUGCAGUUCUAGGCAUUUCUUAAACACGACUGCCAACACAGCAGCUAAUAUCUGCAUAUAAUUAUCAGUGGUCUUUCAAGACAUUUAAUGGUCCUCCAGCAAUUUGUGAUGUGCAGUUAAUAAAAUGUGAUCUGUAUUUUGUGCAUUAAUGGAAUGUCUCAUUUGAGCUGCAUCUGAAAACACCAGUCAUAUUUCCUUGUUGUUUGCAUACAGCCUAUUGAAAUCAGUCCCAUCCUUCCCAACCAUACUGAGUCAUGCCUUAAGACAUGUUUAAAACAGUUAUAAAUGUGAGUUUAGUUAAGUGCAAGGGAUGCAAAAUUCAUUCCAUGCAUUUGGAUUGUAUCUCUAACUACUUUUUGGCAGGCAACCCUCUAAUACAAAAUACUUUCUCAGGAGGUGAAAAUCAAACAUGGUCACUUUAGGGCAGUACCUCUGUUUCUCCUCGCAGUCUUACGCCUGCCAUACUUCAUGGCCCCACGUAACUCAUCAUGCAAGUGACUCGUUACAUCUCAGUUUAAUUGAUCUUUAUUUAUUGUUUUUAUUGAACUUUAUUGUAAAAUUUUCUAAAUGACCUUUCUACAAAAAGUAUCCAAACGUUGUGGUCAGAAUGGACAACAGUGGGCCUCUCGCAGAGGCAGCAAUCCUGUAUCUGGACUGCACCACAUUAGACUGGGGUUUACCCCUAUUCCUAGAAAACUGACACAUCAGGGAGAAGACAGCUAGGCUAGAAUCCUCCUGUUUGAUGUGCUAGUCUGAGCCGUCUUCCAUAUAAAUAUCUUGCAUAUACAUCACCUCAGCCCCCACCUGUUUUCUGAAUUGCUAUAGCCCAGACACAGUUGAUAACUCAAGUGACGACUAGUCCUGCAUUUGAGAGCAGAUUAGAGAAUUCUCUGCUGAUAUUUACACCACUUAAUGCAUUAUCUGAAAUUCCUGUUUAAGUUUAUUUUACCUGGCAUUUAAGAUGCUAUUUUCAGUUCAGAAAAGGAGAAAAAAUAUAUUUGGAACCGAGCACUGAGCAUUUAGCUGUAAAGGAGAAUGCAAUGAGACCCACAUUGUGUCUUUUUCCAAAAAAAAAUUAUGAAUUUCAUGUCAGUUUAUGGCUAGGGAGUCAAAGUUGAAAGUAGACAUCUAGCUGUUCCGAAGUGACACUAAAACAGCUGAAGUGAAUGUUUACUGUUCAGCUGCCUGUGUGAUUUAACUAUACAAUUAGUCUUGUUGCCACAACAAGAGUACUUGAACCACACAUCCCCUAACGAUUUUUAUAGCUUGCAGCUUUCAUGCUUAAGUAAUAAAGCAUUAAAUGUGUUUAGUGUUGAUUUGCUGUGCGUGAGCGAUGCCAAUAACAGAUGAAAAUAUGAAAUAAAUAGUAGCUCCAUUAAUCAUAAAUGGCUUCAAAUCCAUCCUCUGUAGAGACAGGUCCCCUCACUUACAGCGUGCAUUGUCAACGUACUAAUAGAAACACUCACCAACAAUGGCAUUUGAAAAAGCCUUAAAUUAAAAUUAUGUGCUCCAGUUCCUAUUAAUGAAGAAUAGUUCAUGGGGAGUCUGCUAAGGGUGUGCUUUUUUCUGUUUCCCGUUUUGUGUGCCUGUAAAAUGUUCCUUUUUGGCUCAAAGCCGCAGCUUCAGUUCACAGCGGCCAAGUUUGCAGAUGUCAUUAAGCCAAACUGUGGCUUAGCAUGAGCCCAAUGGCUCCUUCUCUGGCUUUCUUGACCUCGUAGCUAAGCCAUAGUUUGACUUAACAUGUUGUCCGAACCUAAGAUUGUGCUUAAAGUCACUCCUCCCUAACCAUGUUCUGUAGCCAAGGUCUGUCCUUUGAUUGCAAAUCAUGGUCAAGGAGACAGAGGGGCCUUAACCAUGAUCCUUGGUUUGGACGCCACGCUGUGUCAAACCUUUGCUUAGCUGCCAUCCCACACUUGCCGGAACAACCCCAAGGAGGAGCAAAGUGGAUUCAAGCUCCCCUCCAGGAGAGAGAGAGAGUGUGCAUUUGUGUGGUCACAGUAAACUGUAUUCUGGCUUACCAUGAUGUGCAAACCAGUCCAUGGUUGCUGUGCAACCUCCUUCUCUUGGCUUUUGUACCAGAGCUGAUGUAAAACUUUGUGGGAAGAAAUGACCCACGGAGGAAACCUCUUAAUUAAAAAUAUUGGUACAAACGAUGGGAUGUAAGUCAGGUUUUUGGUUUGCCUAUCCCUAUUUUCCACACCCCACCCACAUGACGGGAAUCAGAAAAUGGGAUGGCAAAGGCCAAAUGACAUGGAUGGUGUUAGAAAUUGACCUGCUUGUAUUAAAUCCCCUAUGUGGAGGAACACUGGUUUGCAGCAAGUUAAAAAGACAAAACGCAGCCAGGGAAGCCACGCUGUGCAGGUUGAGCAUAUGUUCCCCGUAACUGACACAGCCGUGCGUUAAUUCAGCGCAGUGCAUUCUUAAUGUACUGCAAACAUAAGCUUUUCCUCUCCCUUUAUCAAACCAUUACGUACAGCCCACAUUGGGCUAGGUGACGCGUGUUAACCAUUCGGAAACCAGUGUCCCUGCGCUUAUGUGCUCUGCCUACGAGAUUAGUCCCUGCGUUUUGAAAAAAGAUCUUUGCCUUUAAAGAUCCUGUCCUGUGUCUGUCUUUUUUUAUAUAUAUAAAGGUGACUGCUUCUCACUGACCUGUGUGUUCCAUCCCUUCUUUGUCCACCUGUAGAUGUACUCCAGCAGAGUUGCUUUAAGCGAGGAAUGCAUCGCACUGCAGCCAUUGUCCAGGGCUCCGAGUCAGCUGAGCAAAAUUAGGUAGAGUAGGAGGAGGAGCUCCUUACCCACUUUUAUGCAUGCUGAAGGCCAGCUAACCAGCAAUGAGAGAGAAAGGGGCAAGAGGCAUGGACAGUGGUGUGGACUGAGAGCGCAGUAGUGGCAGCGCACAUUCGUGCCUUCCUGUCUCCCACACAGCCCUUAGCUUCGCUCUGUGUUUGCAGACCCAAACGCAGCAUGCAUUUUAAAACAAAAAUAGUUCUUCUUGGGGGGCUUGGGCGGGUGGGGGAGAGGUUGCAAGCAUGACGAUCAGUGUUCAGAAUCCCAAGUCUACUCCCCGCUCUGCUGUAUAAAAUAACUAAAAUCCUUCAAGCAUGGUCCCAGCGCUUCUGCUUAACUUAACCAUCCAUGAUGUUAACUGCUUUUUGCAUGUCGGACAGUUUCAGCUGCAGCAAACAUAACUGUUCAUUCUUGACUACUUUGACUUUUGCUAAUUUGAUUUAAAAAAACAAAAAAGCACAAGUAAUGGGCAACUUCCUUGUGGUUUGUGUAUAUAUGUGUAAAUUUUGUGCAGCUUUAUAUUGUGUUUUGCACCGGAAUGCCCUAUGGAUGUGUUUAUUGUAAGCAAGGGGUUGAUGGGACGGUGUUGAUUAGACUGAGUGAAUGCAUUACCAGCCGAAACAUACUUCACUUGAACAGCAGGUGAUAAUCUACAGGGACUUAAAGAGAGCAAAUAAAGGAGAAAUUUGCACAAAAAUAAAGGCCCAGUUUAAAGGCCUCUAGGCCUCCAGCUCUGCUCUUCAUCCAUGUUAUAAGGUGGUGUUUCUCAUCCAAGGUUUAAAACUGACAUCCCGAAUUAAACUGUGAAUUACAAAUUCAGACAUGCCUACCUUUCUGAGCUUAACAUGCCAAGAUAUGUACAAGCCUUCUGCCCAUGUGCUCUGCCCUCGUAUUGGCCCUUUCCUGCCUUUUGGAUGCACCGCGAUUCACUUCCUGGAUCAAUCUGCCAUAGUUCCAGGUUGCUUCUGAAUCGGGGAAUUUUAAAACACAGUUGGAAGUUGCUUUUAAGGUCCUGGUCUGUUCUGGCUGUGGUAACUGUAGUUUUUCAGCUCAGACAUAAUGGAGAGCUACGGUCAAUUAAACUUGGAAGUAUUCUUUCAUGAUGGGCCGAGAAAGGGGCAGUUCAAGGUCAGAGCAUGUGCACACAAGGCUCGUGCAUACCUUAGUGAAUUAAGUCAAUAUACAUUUCUCCGAACUGGGCUGGUGUGUGACAGCACAAGGGAAAAAAACUGAAUUGGUUUUGCAGCGGAGUCAAUACAGAUGUUUCCUUGGCAGUAUGUAAGCAAACACGUUCCGAUCUGACCUGUCAAAAAUUUGAACGGUCAAGACUUCUUGUCCCUGGCGGGUAGAAUGCCAUCACAAUAAGUACUAAUAAUGUGUCAGCAUUUACUUGGAUAUUUGGAAGUACUCAUAUGAUGUCUUAGGUACUCUUGGGGCAUCACACAGGCUUUUGUGGUUUUCAGCCUAUCCAAAGCACAUUUCCCCGUUCACAUAGUUUUAAGCCGAUAGCAUAUCUUACAGUGAUUGACUACUCCUUCCGCAUUUUUGUGUGUGGGCAGCCCUCUGCUUUCUGCCUUGGGUGUUGAUGCCCCCAAGUGGGUUUAGCAUCACCUGUUGCUCGAAGGCAGGAAACUGGGAGAAAUGAAACUUGGCCACUGAAGUACUUGCGCUUCUUCUAGCCAUACCACACCAUACAAGUGGCUCAUUCCAUUUAUCUUUCUUUUCAAAAGUCGUAAGCAGCCUUUCUGCUAUGGUGGUGGUGUGGAAGUGUAGUGGGAAAGGUCAGAAAGCUGACACAGAACAGUGAAAACACAAACCACCCGAGUGCUUUUGCAGAAUGACUUGAUUUUCAGCUUGAUUUCUGUCAUUUAAUAGUAAAUAUUGAUGUUUCCCAAGGCAUUAAAUCUCACAAGAAGAACUCUGCUCCAUCUGAUAAAGGCGUGUUCUAGCCCAGCAUCCUGUUUCCUAUGGGAUGCCCACAAGCCAGGAUUUACAUGGCAUAGCAUUCUACCCACUUGCGGUCCCCAGAAGCAGGUAUUUAGAACCACACUGCCUCCAACAGUGGUUACUAGUCACUGUGGUUGGUAACCACUGACAGCCUUAAUCUCCAUUAAUAUGGUUAACCUAUUAAACCUCUUGAAGUUGGUAGUAGUACAGCUUUAGCCAGCAAAUCCCAUAAACUAGCUCAGGGUUUCCCAGACUUGGGUCCCCAGCUGUUUUUGGACUACAGCUCCCAUCAUCCCUGACCACUGGUCCUGCCAGCUAGGGAUGAUGGGAGUUGUAGUCAGACAAAGCUGGAGACCCACAUUCAGGAAACCCUGGUCUGGCUAUUCAGUGUGUGAAGUGCUUCCUUCUGUCUGUCCUGAAUCCUCAGCCAUCCAUCUUGCAAUAGAUGGUCUCAGGUUCUGGCAUUAUGAGAGAGGGAGAAACCUCUCUGCACCGUCCCCAUGCCAUGCAUAAUUUUACAUACCACUCUUUUGUUUCCUCCUCCUCACGUUUUUCUCCAAAACAUUUUAGCCUUUGCUCAUAGGGCACUUGUUCCAACCACUUCAUGAUUUUGGUUUCCCUUUUCUUCAGCUUUCCUGGCAAUAAUAUAAUGGGGUACAUCAACCAGAAUCAUACAUGAUAUUCCAAGUGCCAUCAGACCAUAAAUUUGUAUAAAGACAUUAUGAUGUUGCCGGUUUUAUUUUUUGGGUUCUUUCCGUGGAAUUCGCCCCGUUCUCAGCAACCGCAUGCAGGGGCAACAUUUACAUUGAGCUAUCAACUAUGAUCCAAAAUCCCUUUCCUAGUCCCUUUAGUAGCUGGCGCCUACUAAAUGUCAGAAUCAAAAACCCGAUUCCAUGGUUGCUGCAAUCAAUGACCCAGUAUCUCUCUUUUGAUCUUCAACAACAAUAACAAAUUCUAAUGAUGUAUUGGCAAUAGAAAUGAAGAAAACCUUAGUCUGGAAGCAGUGGUGGAUUCUGCUGUUUUCCAGACAUGAGUAAGUCAUUCCGGACAUUAGUUUUGCAGACAUGAAUAAAUGGGUCCCUGUAUCUCCGUUUAUAUGCUGCUUUUCUUCUGUUGUCAAUAAACUCUCAAGCAUUUCUGCACCUUUCAUCAGAAUAGCAGCUUUCAAGUAACAGAAAUAUUAAGGAUAAUGUUGAUUGUGAACGGAGUUAAGACUCGACAGAAACAUUAAAUCAGCACCGCAUAAUUGUGGGUGUUUCCCAGCAUACCUUGCUAAAUCUGCAAAAGAUAAAGUAUUUAGCUUAUGACCUCCAAUUUUUAACGCAGGCUUCCUCAAACUUGGCCCUCCAGAUGUUUUUGAGACUACAGUUCCCAUCAUCCCUGACCACUGGUCCUGCUAGGUAAGGAUCAUGGGAGUUGUAGGCCAAAAACAUCUGGAGGGCCAAGUUUGAGGCAGCCUGCUUUAACAGUUCUUCAGGUUUACUGAUAAAUGACCCCUCCCAUGUAAAAUGUUAAUUACCAUUUACAAGGAAGGCCAAAAAGGACUCCACAUGGCACUGUAGCUUCAUCGGUAAAUGUAUUGAGCCUAGGACAUGUGGUUUGGCUAUUUUGUUAACUAUCCACUGCUGGAAGAGUUGAUAUGCUAAAAACUCAAUUGGACCAGUGUAGUGUUUAAGGUCAUAUCAGUUCUUCCUUGCCUGGAGGUGCAGGAAUGAGCAUGCCACCAUAUUACAGAGCCCACAGAAGCAUAAAGCCUUGAACUCAACGGCUUUCUAUCUUUAAAGCGUGUGAACAAAUUUGUAAAGCAGGAUAUGGAUCGCUUUAAUGGAUAAAUGUCUAAUAGACUGUAGUUCCACUGAGCUUACAGGACUAAGGCUGCACACGUGAGAGUAAAUACCAUUGGACUUGGUGGCAUUUACUUCUGAGGAUCAGGCUGCAAGCCCCCUCAAAUUUAAAGCUAUUCUGCCUAAUUCCCUGUUUCCAGGAGAAAGUUGUGUUCCAAGCCUGGGGCAUUGGCCAGAGUGCCUUCACAAAAGACGCUCUGAAAUCUGAAGUUCUAAUUUUGAAGCUUGCAGAUACUGCAGUUAAAAAUGAAUUGCUAGUUUUUAUGGAAAGCUGACUUGGCAGUAUGCUACUUUAAAAAGCCCUUGGAGGUUUUUACUGAUCAAGUAGUAUGUGAAUCUUGUCAAAUGCAAAAUAAAUACCAAUUAUCAAAGCCCAUUGCAAAUCAGUACUGUACUGAAAAACAAUGAGCAUAGUAAUUACCUUUAGAUUUGUUUAGAUCAGUGUUUCCCGCACUUGUGUCUCCUGCUGGUUUUGGACAAACUCCCAUCAUCCCUAGCUAGCAAGACCAGGGGUCAGGAAUGUUGGCAACUGUAGUCCGAAAACAGUUGGAGACACAAUUUUGGGAAACCCUGGUUUAGAUCUCAUGCUUUUUGCUUUUACUAAUAUAAAAUAAUUAUUGUGCAACUUCUUGCUGCCAUCAGAGCAUCCAGAUCUAAUCUUGAACAAUAUCUCAUGUAAAUGACAUUAUUUCCCCAGGAAUGAAUCCCUCAUUGCUCAUUCUGAAGUUGUGGAGUAAAUCAGGCAGGAACCAGGAGCAUGUUGACCCAAAGCGAUAGUAAGGUGGUUUAAAUAUGCUUUUAGUAAAAGUUAUAACAGUCGAUAGAAUAGUGCCAUUAGAUAUUGUACAUGAUGUACUGUACAUUGAAAAGGGAUGCUGAAGCAGCUUUUAGGAAUUAACUCCUUUCUAGCAGAAGCACAUGCAAAACAGUUUUGUUUUAAAGCCCUGAUUUGUUUAUGUACGUCAUGAAUUGGAUUUCUUGCAUUAUAUUUACAAGAUAAUGAAAAUUCAUUCCCGCCCGUUUCAUCUUUUCUCAGCGAAGCUCACUUGCAUUACUGAAAAGCAACUGUCUUCAGUAAUGCUGAGGUCCGUAUUUACCCUGCAAGGAAGAGCAUAUUCUGUGAAAUCACAACUGAGGCAGGGGGUGGAUCCAGGAGCAUUCUGGCAACUUGACCAUAAGUCAUUGCAAGCUGCUGUAGAGAGAGAGAAAAAGAGAGAAAGAAGCCACUCCCUCUGUGGUCAUCAGAUAUACCUUGGCAAACCAAGAGAACUGGAAUUUUUCAUUCUGUUCUCAGAGCAAGUUGUAGGAGCGGGAGGAAAGGUUGAUUGUAUUAUAAUUAUUAUUAAUUGCAUUUAUAUCCCACAUUUUCCUCCAAAGAGCUCAAGAUGGGAAACAUUGUUCUUCCCACUCUCACUUAAUCCCUACAGCCCUGUGCGGUAGAUUGGGCUGAGAGGCAGUGACUGGCCCCAGGUCACCCAGUGAGCUUCAUGGAUGACUGGGGUUUGAAACCUGGUCUCCCAAGUCCUUGUCUCGACACUAAUCACUAUACCUUGACACUAAUCACAGGCUUGAGUUUCUACAUCUUUUUGUCUUAAAUUAGCCACUGUCCCUGGGUCUAGUUCAGCUAGCAGGGUGUGCUGCUUAAGCCAUUAGCCUUUGACGCAUCUCGCCCCACAAUUCAUCACAAUUUAUGCAGCCACCAGCUGUGGAAACUGUAAGACCAGCCAUGCUCAAGUGCCAGUAUGCUUCUCUUGGGUCCAGUAAAGCAAAAGUCUGUAGCCUUUUUCAUGGUACUCGCCAUUAUUGUGCAAGGUGCUAUACAGAACACGGGGGGUGGCACUCGAGACACCCUGGUUUGCAGGUUACGUCCCCCAGUGGAUUAAAGUGCCACAAUUGCUGCAUUGCUCAAGGACAGAACCAAAUAUCUUCAGAAAACACUUAUGACAGAUUGCUGAUUAAACAUUUGCAUCUACUCUGCUUAAUUUUUGUUUUCUGUUCGCUGGCGUUUCAGCUUGUGGGUAAGCAAAUUGCGUACACUAGCAUCGAGAAUGUUGCCCUGAGCGCCUCAUUUACUUGAGUGUAAUGGCUGUCUUUAUUUCUGUAGAACGGCUGGGUGCUUUAUAAGGUCUGUUGCUUUUUGUGUCCUUUUUUAGAUGGAAGAAGAAAGGGGUUCAGUCACCCCAGCAUGUGAUUUUACUGAAGGCAGGCACAGAGGGGAGGACAGCAGGCAACUGCUAGCAGAUGCCCUUAGGCAGCGAGAGUGACCGUGUGCCCUAGGUAGUACCCGAGUUCUAUAUCCUAAUAAUCUAGCUCAUCAUGAAUCGAUUCAUCUGUGGUGCCCUGUGCCCUGCACUUUUCACCAUGAAGCACUUUUGACAUCUUGGCAUGCCUCUGGUUUUGUGUUUUUCCUAACAAACUUGAUCACUAAUAUUGUCACAUUGAUUUAAUUUGGUUUCUUAAUUCCAUUAAGAACUAAUAGGGUGGGGUGAGAUGCGCUGUAUUGCAGUCUUUUAAAAAGCGUUUUAAGAGCACUGAUUAUAUUUAAAGUAGGGAUGGCUAGUCCUCCUGGAUGUUUUUGAACUCCCAAGUCCCAUCAGCCCCAAGUAAUAUGGUCAGUGUUCAAGAAUGAUGGGAAGGCCACUUGUUGGUUAUCCUCCUCGGAAAUGUUGCAGACUUCAGCUAGUUCCUCUUAUUUUUGUAGUCUGUAGUCUGGUCUGUUGCUUGGUGUCCAUAGAACAUUUUUCCCCUUCUGGGAAAGGACUUCCUGGGUAGGACCCAAAGAGAUCUGUCUGUAGGAGGGCCCAUUAGUUUUCUCUUCUUCCUGUUGUCUCUUGGACCUCUCUGAGCACCACUGGAGGGUUGGGGACCCACCAGAGAGGUGGGGUGGGUGGGUAUGUGCAAGGAACCUGAAGCGUCCAGGGGCACUGUUCUCAAAUGUAGUCAAAUAUGUCUUGGUAAGUCGAAGUUGGGAGAAGAUUGAUUUUAUUUCGGCAGGACUGUGGUGACGUGGGAGUGAAUGGAAGAAAGAGGAGAGAAGGGCAUUAAGCUUAAUAAUAAUAAUAAUAAUAAUAAUAAUAAUUUUAUUAUUUAUACCCCGCCCAUCUGGCUGGGCUUCCCCAGCCACUCUGGGUGGCUCCCAACAGAAAAUUAAAAACACGAUAAAACGUCAAACAUUAAAAGGUUCCCUAAACAGGGCUGCCUUCAGAUGUCUUCUAAAAGUCAGAGAGUUGUUUAUUUCCUUGACAUCUGAUGGGAGGGCGUUCCACAGGGCGGGUGCCACUACCGAGAAGGCCCUCUGCCUGAUUCCCUGUAACUUCACUUCUCACAGGGAGGGAACCACCAGAAGGCCCUCGGAGCUGGACCUCAGUGUCCGGGCUGAAUGAUGGGGGUGUAGAUGCUCCUUCAGCUAUACUGGGCUGAGGCCAUUUAGGGCAGGGGUGUGCAGACUUUAGGCUUAUGAGUCUUACAGUAGAAAAUGGCUGUUUAAGUGCCAGCGAUAAGCUUCAAUUCAAUUGACAAUUGCAGCGUUUGUGAGAUUUCUGAAAUGUGGUUUUGAAAUUGUACAAAAAGUUGUGACACUUCUGACAUGGGUUUCAGCUAAGAUGUUCAACCGUGUAUGUAAUUGUUGCUUUCCCCCUCACUAACCAUUUGGGGGGUUUUUUGGGGGGGGGGUCCUCAGUGCCUUUCUUUCCGCUAGCCGGUUUCAUACUAACUAAUAGGACAAGCCUACUUUUUUGUUGUUCAUUUCAGCUUGAAUGCCCCGCUGCUUGUUUACCCUUUGUGCUAUUGGCGGUUGUUAAUGUUACUACUUUAAACAUGUUUUCCCCCCCUCCUUUGCCCAGCUGUCUCCCCAAACUCCCUAAUUCAAGUGGAAAUAAUUUUAUUCAUUGGUAUUUGUACCACACACUUCCUCCAAGGAGCUCCAAUCACCUGCCUUCUCAGGUUUAGCACCUUGACGCCACAUAAGAAAACGGAUGUCCCUUCGUUUGUUUCUCGAUAAAAAUCAUCCCUGCUGUCACGGUAGCAGCAGCAGCAGCUGUUGGCAGGAUGUCAGGCAUAUGCCAAUUCAAAAUGGUUUCCUCGUCGUUUCCUUUUAUUUCUCUCCAUUUACGCAGCCACAGAAGUGAUUCCCACUUGUUGAGUUCAAACCUAGCAGGUCAAUGAGACUUUGUCAGUAGGUUUCCGAGUCAAAUCUGCUUUUGACCUUGUGGGCACUGCUGGAAAGUGGGGAAGGCAACAAUGGGGGCAAAAGUAUGGUCUGCGUUAGGCCAAUGAGACCUAAAGAGAAAGCAGAAGUAGCUAGUGGGGCACCAUGGGUCAGGGAUGAGGGGUGAGUAUCCUGGGUCCCAGACCUUGUAGCUAAUGUUGUUGUUUUGGUUUCCCAUUUUGGAUCUAGUGCAGAAGAAAGUGCUCCCAUUAAUGGCAAGGUGUCCAGGUUUUAAAUCAGGGGUCAGCAACCUUUUUCAGCCGUGGGCCGGACUAUAUUUUGAAAAUAAAUAAAUAAACGAAUUCCUAUGCCCCACAAAUAACCCAGAGGAUGCAUUUUAAAUAAAAGGCCACAUUCUACUCAUGUAAAAACACCAGGCAGGCUCCACAAAUAACCCACAGAUGUAUUUUAAAUAAAAGGCCACAUUCUACUCAUGUAAAAACACGCUGAUUCCCGGACCAUCCGCAGGCUGGAUUGAGAAGGUGAUUGGGCCGCAUCCGGCCCCCGGGCCUUAGGUUGCCUACCCCUGUUUUAAAUGGUGCCCCAUCACUGCUGCACCUCCAUUAUACUGAAUUGCCCAACAUAAGUUUACAGGAUCUACAAGAAGGAUGCAUGUAGGCUAGCUCAUACGUAUUGCUUUCAGGCUCCUAAGAUUUGUCUUGCUUCCCCCCCCCCCUUUUUCUCUAAAGAGGUUUGUGACCUGUAAUAGCAAAGAAAGGAAAAAAGAAAAGGAAUCUGAUACGCUAAUCUCUCCUUUGUCUUCCCCACCCCCUCAGCUUACUGAGACAAGUGCAGGUAUCAACUGCUUGGACUCCAUGUGCUGCUUCUCAGAUGGAGAAACAGCAUGUGCGCCUCUUAGAAGAAUGCUGGAGCGAAUGAUGGGGAGCUGCAGCCCGACGCGAAUCAACAGGUGUGGAAUUUCUCUCAAUUGCCUUUGCUGCCGACGGUUCUCUUAUAAACUGGAGCACGACGAGCCGGCAGCUGUAGAUGUCUAAGGAAAGGCAGGAGGCGCUCCUCAUAGGGCCCACCCCCCUUUUUUAUUUUUGGAUCUCAAAAGAUCAGUGUUUCUGCUUCUCCUGGAAGCCCUUUCAGUGGAGCGCAAGGAAGGAAGCUGCCUUUGUAUUUGUAUUUGGUUCCGAAAACUUCUUGAAUUUUUCCCGCGACGUCGUCCGAUCCAGCAGCUGCAGUGUGCCUAGAGCGGCUUUGACAUACGCAUGAAGCUGCACAUGAGCCGGGGCUCCCCUGCUCUCUGCAAUACCAACAAGUGAUCUGAGUGCAUUUGCCAGGGAGCAGAAGAGAGUAGCUUCUGCUCAUGCCAAGCUUUGUGCGUGUGCCGCAGUCCAAAAAAAGCUCCGUUUUUGGCUUCUCCUUUUCUUGUGUGCAUAUAUCAAUGUGAUUUCCCCCCUCCUCUCUUGCCUUGUAUUUCCUUUUCCUCAAAAUCUGAUCACUGUCCUGAUUUAUUCCCCUGAUUUAGCUCUUCCUUGUGUUCGCAAAUUAGAAAACGGUUUGUGCAAUCCCUUGUUUGUUCAGUGUCUGUCUGCUCACUAGUCAUAUAUUGCAGUGUCUGAUUCUAGUUAUACAAAGGUUGCAUUUUCUCCCCUGAAAUAUAACUUCCUCUGCAAAUGUAAACGCUUUGGGGAGGGUGUUAUUUUAUUUUGGGGCUUUUAUUUGUUCAUUGGCAGUGUUUUGUUUUUUUUAAAAAAUACUUUUAAAACAAUAUGGAACAGGAGUUUUAUAUACGUACAAUUGAAUAGCAAAACUUGACGGAACCAAAGCAGCUCAAUAUAACAGUUUUUAAAUUUUCGGGACUUUUCUACUUCUAUCUGCAAUACAUGCCAUUCAGAAAUCAGUGCUAAAUGUUCUUUCAGUUGUAGAUACCUAUUUUUUAUUAUUUUAAAAAAAGCAGUAUAUCCAAUAGAGCCCAUAUAAAUAUCCUUGACGAGCACUAUUAUGUUUGGAACCGUUUUAAAACAGCAAAUUUUAGAAUCUGCAGAAUUUGUCUGCAACUUCGUCCUUCUGCUGAAACUAGGGUAGCCGGGAGGAAACAGCGUGACACAAACACAGAGAGAUAUUUGUGGGGUAGAAAAUCACCUGUUGCAGCUGAGUUUCUCCUAACACCUCCGAUUGAUAACCACGUUCUGGAAAAUCAUAGCCACUUCACUCCCCCUCCGGCCCUGCGGCCACCGUACUACUCGGAGCUAAACCAUGGAUAGACCUAGAGUUACGUGCAAAUCUGGCUCACGUGCCAACAUGCCACGAGCGGCUACUCAAGGGGGAAAAAAUUGCCUGUUGCAGCUCAUGGUUUUCUGGAAGUGAGACAAACCAUGAGCACAGAUUCCUAUGCAAGGCAAGAGUGUGCAGCCGUGGUUUAGCUCUGAGUAGCAGCAGCAGCAAGACUGGGGGGUGGAGCGAAGCUCUCUUGUUCUCGCUAAGCGAUCGUUGGGUUUAGUGUUAUAUGCAAACCAGGCCAAUAUCACAAAGGUUCUGGCUAUGCAUGGUGUUCACAAAAGGUAGGUAUAAUCUGCUUCAUGUUCAACUUUGGCUAACAAUUCUGAUGGUUUUUGCUUUUGUUUCUGCAUCUAUAAGUGUAUGACCAGCAUGUUGUGACUAAAGUCUCCUAUUUGACAGAAUAGUACCCUCUCAAACUUACCAUGCAUCUUAAAAAGCAAUCCGAGAACAUGACUUGGCAGCAUCGCAGCGCACCCCACAGCAUUUUCUGUUUUGGUUUUAAAUUCUGCUGAAAUAAUUUGGUUUCCCUUUAGAUCAGCCUUUCUCAACCUGUGGGUCCCCAGAUGUUGUUGAACUACAACUCCCAUCAACCCUAGCUAGCAAGGCCAGAGCUCAGGGAUGAUGGGAGUUGUAGUCCAACAACAUCCGGGGACCCACAAGUUGGGAACCGCUGCUUUAGAUCAUCACUUGAAAGAGACUUAAUAAUUUUCCUGGCCCAGUUUUACUUUGUAAAUUGCACAGCACCGUUCCUCAGACAGUUUGGAAUUGUAGCUCGUCUCUUCGCCAAGAUUAUAAUGCAGCAAUUGUAGAGUAAAAGUUGAUUCCCUAAAAUCAUGGAUUUAGAGCAGUUGUGCUCUAGACAUGGAGUAGAUGUUGCCCAAAUCACUGUGAUCUGAGACAGGCAGGACAGUAUCAGUCUUCAGUAUUUCUUCCCCGAAUCUAUCGGAGCACUGAGAUGUGCACCCAGAAUAAACUCUUGGGCACCUGAAGUCCUCAUUCACUUUCAUGAAAGGCUGCAGAGCAUGUAUUCAGAUCAGCUGCUGCACCGGGAAUGAAUGGGGGGCCUCAGUGUCUGUCCUGAGUCAUUGGACCAGGGUGAAAUAAAUAAGCUUAGUGACAGUAGACUCGCCAUGUGCUUAUGACUGAUAACACUUUGGGUGUGAGCUGAGAACUUUCUAGUUAUCUGUCCCAGGAUUGUCUGCUGUCAGAUGAAACACACGUCUUCAGGCUCUGUUUUCCAUAUGAUUGGUAGUAUAGGUAGAACGCCUGUUUCAGCCAUUUCAGUUAUCCACUUCCAGUAUUACAAUUUUUCCACUUGGCCAACAGUAUCCAUCAAGUCUCUUGACUUACCCAUGCUAACAAUUUACCUGGUUUAUUGGCUCGAAGACAUUGUGUGACACCCAUGAUUACCAGCACUGAAUAUUCUGUCAAAUAAGAGAACUGGAAUGUGAAAUCAGUACCUGGUGACAUUCUGAAUGGGAAUGCUUUUGUUCCAUCUAAUGGUGUUAAAUGCUUGGAGUGAAGGGGAAAUGGGUACAGCACAUGAAAUCCUCUUUUAAUGCUUUAAAAUUAAAAUAUGAUUUCUAUUCUGAGCUUUCAUUGAUUUUUCAAAACAAGAAUUUGUGCAUGACUUUUCUAAGUUGCCAAAAUAUGUUGCUCGUCUGUCUUCCAUCAAUCAAACUGUUCGUCAUUGCAUUAGUCACUCAAGUGCUAAUACUGGAUCCUGUGGUUUUAUUAACGAUACAUGUUCACAGCUACUUCCUCAAGAUAUUUCAGAUAGCUGGGAUGGAGAUGGAUGUUUCCAUUAUUAUUUAUUUUUGGUUUUUGUUCUGAAUGUGUUUUUUUUUAAACUUCCCAAUCAGUACCUGUGCUCAUUUACACCUUUCUCCCGAAAUACAUGUGGCACAAUUGCAUGCCACUAAUACGCAUCUUUAACAAAGGUUUCGCGCUCGUCCCAAUGAGAGGAAAAUAUUCCACAAUGGCUAGACGAUCCUGCUCUUCACUGCAUACCACGAGUGACUAACCUAUGGCCCCUUCCAUAUGUUGACUUGCAAUUCUCAUUGGCACCAUCAAGUGUUGCCAAUUGUCAGGGAUGGUGGAUAUUGUUCUGGGGGGCCAUAGGUUAGCCACCUCUAGUGCAUGAUAAGCAGCAAUUCCCCUGUAGACAAUCCUGAGAAUCCUCCACAGGAGUUGGGUUCCGAAUCAUGGCCACUACAUGAAAACAAGCCCCAUAUGUGUAAAGGGGCAUAAUUGUUUACAUAAUUAUGAGCUAGUAAUAGGGGUGCUUCUAACAUGAAGCUUUCCCCCAUUUUUCUUCUGCAGACUGGGAAUGUUCUGCAUCUCUGUUGAUUGCAUCCAAAAUGUUACAAAGCACAGAUUUGAAACCCAGGGCCCUUCCAGAUGAUGCCCAUGAUCAUCUCUGGAAAACACGGACCCUUGGCUCACUUCCUUUUGCUUUUAUUUUUUUUAAUCCCUUUAAAAUCCCCCUCCCCACUUUUUUUCCAAACAGAAAUUCACAUUUCCAGUCAGCAAAACUUUUUUCUUAUUGUUACUUUAGAUCAUGGAGCUCUACGGAACCCUUCUAUACCAACGACCGAAGCAUCUUGACGUUGUCCACAAUGGACUCAAUCAUAUGUUGA
This is a messenger RNA of Podarcis lilfordi (Lilford's wall lizard), 82784 nucleotides long. Lineage: Eukaryota; Metazoa; Chordata; Lepidosauria; Squamata; Lacertidae. The record is from the annotation of a GenBank genome assembly.